AGAGUGGGGAGGGGGGCGGAACGACACGGCGGCGGAGAGAGCGAAGGAGGGGGGAAGGAAGGGGACGGAGGAGCGCCCGGCCCGGCGGCGGCGAAAGGGAAGCAAGGAGCGCGGAAGGGGGAAGGAGGCGCCUCCUCGCUCGCGCCCGCUGCGCUGCUCGCGGGGCAAAGCUUUAGCCGUCGGAAGGGAAAGGGAGGCUCGUUGGGAGGUUGGAAAGCUCUCCUUUUCUUUCUUUCUUUCUUUCUUUCUUUCUUUCUUUCUUUCUUUCUUUCUUUCCCUCUCCCCCCUUUCUCUUUCUCUCCCUCUUUCCCUUUCUUUCUUUCUUUCUUUCUCUCUCUUUCGCUUUUCCUCUUUCUCUUUCUCUCGUUCUUUCUCUAACUCUUUCUCUUUUCUCUUUCUUUUUCCUCUUUCUCUCCCUCUUUCCCUUUCUUUCUCUCUUUCUCUUUUCCUCUUUCUCUUUCUCCUGUUCUUUAUCUAACUCUCUCCCCCUUUCUUUCUUUCUUUCUUUCUUUCUUUCCCUCUCCCUUUCUUUCUCUUUCUCCCUUCCUUUCUCUUUCUUUUCUCUUUCUGUCUCUCUCCCUUUCUCUCUCUUUUUUCUCACUUUCUUUCUUUCUUUCUCUCUCUCUUUUUCCUCUCUGUCUUUCUCUUUCUUUCUUUCUUUCUUUCUUUCUCUCUCUUUUCUUUUUCUCUUUCUCCCUUUCUAUUUCUCUUUCUUUUUUUCUUUCUGCUUCUCUCCUCUUUCUCUCUCUAGCUUUCUUUUUCUUUCUCUUUCUUUCCGGGGCACAGAAUGUUACAUGAAGUGAUCCCAUCCAUCCCUGCCUGUGCUUUAAAGGCAAGCUUAUCGGGAGCGCGUUCUGUGAACCACGCUGAGGUCUAUGGAUAAGGAGCUGUAUAAAAAUGUAAUUAUCUGCUGCUACUACUGUUAUUAUCAGAAGUUUUCUUCUGUGUACCCUUAAGUACCCCCAGAAAAAAGGACUGAUUAUUAUUAUUAUUAUUCUGUGCUCCUCAUUCCCACAGGUUUUCCAGAUGGACUUCAUUGGGCUUUUUCCCAGCCAGAGCUGAGCUCCAGCACCUCUCAGGUGGGCGUCAUUGCCAUUCUAAGGGAAUAAGGGAGAAGUUUGUGGUGAGCUGCAGCCCCUCUUUUGGUAGAAAAAUAGCUCUUCUUCUUGUUAUUUGGCACUUAACAAAGUGAGUUGUCCGUCACAGCUUCCCUGCUAUUCUCCCAUCCCCACCCCUACGUAAAAGGCUGCAAGCCUGCACCAGGAGCUCAGCGUGGUUUCUGCCCUAGAACUGCAAUGUUGGAAGGGAUCCUGGGGUUCAUCUAGUCCAACCCCGAGCAGUGCAGGAAUGGCCACAAAAGUACACCUGGCCUUCCAACCUCAAAGGGUAGCUUCAUUGACUCGGAACCCCAAAAUUUGGGACCCCCUCCCAACCUGUGCCCAAGUUUUGCAGUUGUUUUUUGCAGCCAUCUUCCGCCUUUGCCGGGGCUCUGGAGCACUUCUUCAGAGCUCUGGAGGCAUGUGAGGUGGGCAGCCGAGGGGUCUGCUGCUCUAGAUGUAGUCCGAUCCUCUGAAUGCAAGGCUGAACUGCGCCCAGAGGGACUUGCACUGAAGCGAGUCAGUGACUCAAGCCCUUUGCUAACUGCACAGUAGCAAAACCAUGCCCCCACCUCUCAGAUUUAUUAUUUAUUUGGGGACUGUGUUGUGGACUGAGCUUUACAUCCUUAUUCCACUUUGAUUCUGAUUUGAUUUUAGGAUGUCUUUUAAUUGAUUGCCUAAUUUUAUGGUAAUAUGUUAUAUAUUUGACGUUAGCCGCUCUGAGCCCGGUUUUGGCCGGGGAGGGCAGGGUAUAAAUAAAAUUUAUUAUUGUUACUGUUGUUAAGAUUUUGAUUUCUUAGGCACCUUGAGUUUAUUUUGCAGUUUAAGAAGAUAAGUUUUAAAAAUGAAUAAAGGACUGUUCCUUUAUUAAGCUACCUGUUAGCUUCAACAGUUCUGUUUUAAUUCUAUCCUUGUUUUCCUUGUGUCAGCUUGCCCUUUUGAUGUACUUAGAGCCUCUUAUUUCCUUCUCCUUUUCAAUGUUGUCUCUUAUAAUAUGCCAUUGUAUGAAAUGCAUCCUCCUCCAAUUAAAUUUUCUUGGGGGGAAACCCCAGAAACUACAUACAUAUUUGCCCUUUUCGAGUGGAGAGACACUCCAGCUCAAUAGAGUUCUAGUGGGGAAAGCUGUUAAGGAACUUAUCUCUCAUUCUGAACAAGCAACGUGGGCUCCGGUUUGUAGCAUGCCUUGUUUGACAAUGGUUUCCUGGAAACUUUCUUUUCAAAACGCAUAUCCCCCCCAAGCAUUGAAAGAACCAAAAGUAUUCCAUUGUUCCUGUAAAUGAAUAUUACUGCAUUAAAAACACAUUAUUCAAGCUGAUCUCAUUGAGACUAGCAGUGGGAACCAGAAAAAUGCUCUCCACCCAUCGCGGAUCUCAAUCCUAAAACAUUUUAAUCCGGAGUUAUUUCAAUGGGGCUUACUCUCAGAUAAGUGUACUUAUCUGUACUGGGGCUGUACCUACCUUGAAUGACUUCUACCUAAGUCCUCAGGAGGUUGAACUGAAAUUGGUGGGUGUUCCGGGUAUAAGUUGUUUAUAGUAACACGAGGUUCUGAAGGCAAUAACCUACCGUAUUUUUUGCUCUAUAAGACUCACUUUUUCCCUCCUAAAAAGUAAGGGGAAAUGCGUGUGCGUCUUAUGGAGCGAAUGCAGGCUGCACAGCUAUCACAGAAGCCAGAACAGCAAGAGGGAGAGCUGUUUUCACUGCGCAGCGAUCCCUCUUGCUGUUCUGGCUUCUGAGAUUCAGAAUAUUUCUUUUCUUGUUUUCCUCCUCCAAAAACUAGGUGCGUUUUGUGGUCUGGUGCGUCUUAUAGAGCAAAAUAUACGGUACCUUGUCAGAAGCUUGAAGUGGGUGGCGGAGGUGUUGGGCACCAUCUGUAUAAACCCCCAAAAGCCAUAUUUGGACCUUUUAUUAGGACCAGCCUAAAUGGAAACAUAAAGUAGGUGUGGCGAACCUGAGGACCUCCAUAUAUUUCUGGACUACAACUCCCAUCAUUCCUGGUCACUGGCUGCUAUGAGUUGUAGUCCAACGACACGCCCAUGCAGAUGCAAGCUGCAAAUCCUGUGCCCUUUGCACAAGCUUAUCUUCUGCAGUGGAGCAAACCCACCGUCCCACAAAUCCACCAUUUUUAUUUUGCCUCAGUUCCUUCCCCUUCUUUUCAGCAAAGCUUCCACGGAAUUAGUAUGGAUGCUAGCGGCAAAAAAGCAGUGUUCAGAUCUGAGUAGAAGGCAGACUCUAUCCUUUCAAAAGGGGUCGGGGGCAGCCAUUGCUCCUUUUCUCCCAAAAUCCUAGGUGUGUAACCUGAUAUCUAUGGCACCUGACAGAUUCUAACAAUUCCAUCUUGGAAUUGACUGCGAAAGCUGAUCUCACAGCUGCAACAUCCAAUAUUCAUAUUUGUAUUUGUUUCCUCCCACCACUCAUCCCUCUCCCUCCAACUUUGUGUAACAUCUGAAGAACUUGACAGCUUGCCGGUAUUUUGGUUGAUCCUAACAAACACAGCGGGUGGCUAGGGCUUGCUGAUCAGAAGGUCGGCGGUUCGAAUCCCCACAAUGGGGUGAGCUCCUGUUGCUCGGUCCCUGCUCCUGCCAACCUAGCAGUUCGAAAGCACAUCAAAGUGCAAGUAGAUAAAUAGGUACCACUCCAGCGGGAAGGUAAAUGGCGUUUCUGUGUGCUGCUCUGGUUCGCCAGAAGCGGCUUAGUCAUGCUGGCCACAUGACCCGGAAGCUGUACGCCGGCUCCCUCAGCCAGUAAAGCGAGAUGAGCACCGCAACCCCAGAGUUGGUCAUGACUGGUCAGGGGUCCCUUUACCUUUACUAACAAAUGUAUUGCCCAAAUAUUGAUUAUCUGUCCUGUUGUACACAUUGAAAAGCAUGUGACUCCCUCCCCCAAACAAUCCUGGGAACUGUGAUUUGUUAAGGGUGCUGGGAAUUGCAGUUUUGUGAAGGGGUAAACUCCAGUUCCCGUGAUUGUGGAGAAAGUCCAUGGGCUUUAGAUGUACAAUGUGUAUUCAGCAGUUGGAUGGCAGCAGUUUCCUAGGAUCUCGGGCAGAGAGAGACUUUUUCCCAGCACUCUUCUGCGAGUUCUUUUUCACUACAGAGGUGCUGGCAGACUGAUCUGUAUUUGCUAGCUCUAUAUAGAACAGGAAUCACAGAAUUGUAGCACUGGAAGGGACCCUGAGGAUCAUCUAGUCCAAGCCUCUGCAAUGCCAGAAUAUGGGGAUUGAACCUGCAACCUUAGCGUUUUAUCAGCACCAUGCUCUAACUAACUGACCUAUCUAGGCCGACAUACAUGAUCUGGGUGUCUUUCUUAAAAAAAAUUAGAGAUUAUAGAGGCUUUGCUUUGCUUUUAAUAAAUCAAUAUGCAGUACCAAUGUACAAAUAAAAUACAGAAUAACAAUAAUAUUAGCAUUUUAAAUAAAUAAUAAUAAGCCACAAAUUAGCCUCUCUCCCCAACAUCCCAAAGCACUCUCACUAGCUUCAGUCAGGUACAUAUAAAAUCUUGCUUAAAUAAGAAAGACCUCGUGCUUCCUCCAAAAACAGGUUAAGUAGGCAUGGCCUUUUGGUUUGAGAGAGAUGGGAGUUGCAGCUUGAUAAACUAGAGAGAUACAGUGCACGUGAUUUUUAAUUAUGUGUCCCUUUUCCUUUAGAAAAUUCUUCCGCCACCUCACUGUUCUUCCAGACACUUGGCAUCUUUUCAGUCCAUAAAUCCAAUGCAAAAUAAGACUCUUGCCUAGGCUUAUACUGCAAUAAGCCUGAAGGAACCAAACUGCACAUUCAGAAAUAUCAUAUGGUAACAGUCCUCCUUUUUUUGGACUGUCAUUCCAGAGUCAGGGUGGGGAGAUUCACGGUUGCAUGGUCUCUCACACCAAGACCUCCUAGUCUAUGGAAAGCUCACAUGGCAGAAAGGUGGUUUCUGGCUUUUUUAAAAAAUGGAGUGGAAGUACAGAUUUUCAUGAAAUGUAUGACAGAUGCUGCAAUAAUUUCUCUGCCCGAAAGGACAGAAGUAGUUUUAAAAAAUCAUGGAAACACCAUCUGUCAAGGCAAUUUACACAGUUUGGGCUAAAUAUAAUUUCAAAUCGGCUCUGGCGGUAUCUGCAUGUACAUCUUGUUACUAUAAUGAACAAACUCAUAAUUAAGAUGUUUUAAGGGAUAUUUCAUACUGGGGAAAGGAGAAUCUUAAGUGUUUUGGAGGAGUUUAUCUCAGGCUAAACUCUCUUAACAUUUGAACAAGCGGCGCAGAAAAUGAAUCCCUAUAGUCCUAAAUUGCUGGUUUUUUCUUCUUGAAAUUAGCCAUGCCAUUAUUGGAGAAAUGGCCCAAUUAGAGAGCGCAAGUGGAAAAUUUAUUGCUUUCCCUAACCAAUAAAACACCGGCAGACAAGACAGAUGGAAUACUCUCAAGUAUUCGAUCUGAUGGCAUUUUCAGAAUAAAUAGGGAAGAGAUAAACCUGGAACACCACUACCAAACACUGAUAGUUGCUAUAUGGCGUACAUGGAGGGGAGAAUUCAUUGUGAUGAACUUAAAACACACCUUUUAAAGUUGUUACAUCAGUGGUACGCAACUCCUUUGAAUUAAAAUUGACUUACGGUUUUUGUCUCAUGAUCAUUGCUGGUGUUAACAGCCAACUACAUACAAUUAUAUGAAAAUAUAUUGAAAAUGCUAGGAAAUCAGAAGUUUGGGCUGCUUUGCACCAUUGGAUAUCUAACAAGUUGCUGGGUAUUAACUUCCAGUUGAUCCUUUCAAGAAGGCAAAGGCAAUAUGGACAAAAAUGGUGCAGAGAUGAUAAUUAAUCUUAUUUCUGUGAAAAUACAGUACCACAGUGGAACAGAACUAUGCCCUCCCCAGCUGAUUGUGUACUUCUUACACAACAGCAAGAGAGAAUGAUAAAUAUAACAAAUUUGUCAAAGAAAAUGCCUUCUAUCAUUUGUGGGUUUUGCUGAUAUGCCUACUGUAAAAAAAAUAUUGAAGGUACAGUACGGCAAUCACUAUCAGUGUGAUCUGGGGCAGGAGGACUGCCUGUUAUCUGGGCCUCCUCUAGUGAGACUUCCCCAUUUCCUGACCUGCUGCUCCCCAUUUUGCAUGUUUAUAUCAUUUCUCUAAAUUUGCAAAUCCCCUUGGGUGUGUUGGCAGAAUGGCAAUUUAUGAAUGCAUUGGAGAAAUAAUAGUAGAUACAGACUCCAAGAGUAUCCAGGCCUUCUUUGUAUGUUCUGCACAUUGAAGUUAGUAGUAGUAGUAGUAAUAGUAGUAUCUCCAUCUGACUGGGUUGCCCCAGCCACUCUGGGCAGCUUCCAACAGAAUAUGAGAACACAGUAAAACAUCAAACAUUAAAAUCUUCUCUAUACAGGGCUGCCUUCAGAUGUGUUCUAAAAGUUGUGUAGUUAUUUAUCUCCUUGACAUCUGCUAGGAGGUGGGUGCCACUACCAAGAAGGCCCUCUGCCCGGUUUCCUGUAGCUUCACCUCUCAGUGAGGGAACUGUUGGAAAGCCCUCGGAGGUGGACCUCAAAUGGGCAUGGUCUGGACAGGUAAAAAGGUAAAGGACCCCUGGACAAUUAAGUCCAGUCAAAGGCGACUAUGGGGUUGCGGCGCUCAUCUCACUUUUCAGGCUGAGGGAGCCGGCAUUUGUCCACAGACAGCUUUCUGGGUCAUGUGGCCAGCAUGACUAAACCGCUUCUGGCGCAGCAGGACACCAUGACGGAAGCCAGAGCACACGGAAACGCUGUUUACUUUCCCGCCGCCGUGGUACCUAUUUAUCUACUUGCACUGGUGUGCUUUCGAACUGCUAGGUUGGCAGGAGCUGGAGCAGAGCGACGGGAGCUCACCCCGUCGUGAGGAUUCAAACCGCCAACCUUCUGAUCGGCAAGCCCAAGAGGCUCAGUGGUUUAGACCACAGCGCCACCCGUGUCCCUGGACUGGACAAUGGAGAUGGAGACACUCCUUCAGCUACACAGAGCCGAGGCCGAUUGGGGCUUCAAAGGUCAACACCAAUCCUUUGAAUUGUGGGGACCAGUGGGGACCCCUUCGCUCUUACCAGUAGCCCAUAAAAGUACUGACUAUCCAUUCAGAGAUCUGAUAUGGAAGCAAGGAAUACACGCAAGAGCAUUCUUUUCAUGACUCGUUUCCAGGGCUCCAAAUGAGUAACCUUGAAGGUUUAGGCAGCAUUCCCCCCCCCCCCCCGGCAACAUUUUCCCAUGAGAAAAUGUGGCAAUGUGCUACCCUACAAAGCCAUAGAAAUCUUCACAAAGCUGCCAUCUCGCCUCCCACUCAUUUCCCCCCACUCCAUACCCUCAGGCAGUACAGUAAUGAUAAUUAGAGCUGCAAAAUACCAUUAUGGUCUACGGCCCUUUCAUCCUCAAGAUAUACAGCAUGCAUUACCCAAGGGUAGGGGAAUCUAGCAAAAAGGGGAAGGGGUGUACAAAUUGAGAUUGAAAAGCACCAAGGCAAAACUCCCUAAGAAGCCUCAAUGUACUUUUAAAUUUUUAUUUAAAACCCAAAACCAAGCACUUUCCAUUAAGUCGUGCUGCUGUAUUUAAACUGCAAAUGCAGGCAGCUUCUGCUUGUGAAAUGGGGGGGGGGGUGAACCGUUUCAUCCUUUGCCUCUGGUGGCAAAAUGUGUCAGCGUGGGUCUGCGGAGUCCCAUAGUCCUGUCUAAUGAUGGAUGGAACCCUUGGGAAGACAUAAUUUCUGGAGCAUUAGACAAACACUUUGCUCCACCAUUCCAACUUUUGCUUCCCCUUUAUUUAUCUUAGCAAACUGGAGGCCUGGAAUCAUGCAGAUGCCCAGCCAAAUUCGAAUCAGCAGGGCUAUUGGUUUUAGAGUCGUAAUGGGUGGAAUCCUGCAGGUAUUUACCGUAUUUUUUGCUCUAUAAGACUCACUUUUUCCCUCCCAAAAAGUAAGGGGAAAUGUGUGUGCGUCUUAUGGAGCGAAUACAGGCUGCGCAGCUAUCCCAGAAGCCAGAACAGCAAGAGGGAUCGCUGCGCGGGGGGGAGAGGUUUCAAAUAAGGAGGGAUGGCCGCUGAAAACGAUGGAAUACACAGAGCUAGCAGGCCUAACCAGCAAGGUAAGAGAUCAAGAAGAACGGGUCUAUUAAGAGGAAUGGAAACUAUUGCAAAUUUGACAGUAUAAUGUAGAUUAAGACAUAAUAGAAAAGGGAAAACUAGAAUGAGGAAAUAAAAUUUGCAGCCAAUUUUGGAAGUAUGGUCGUACCUCAGAAGUCAAACGGAAUCCAUUCCAGAAGUCCGUUCCACUUCCAAAAUGUUCGGAAACCAAAGCACAGCUUCUGAUUGGCUGCAGGAAGCUCCUGCAGCCAAUCUGAAGCCACGGAAGCCCUGUCGGACGUUCAGCUUCCAAAAAUAGUUCGCAAACCGGCACAGUCACUUCCAGGGUUGCGGAGUUUGGGAGCCAAAACGUUCGCGAACUAAGCUGUUCAAAAAUCAAGGUACGACUGUAUGAGGAACCAUGGAAGCAGAGGAAGGGAAGCCGUUGUAUGUACUGUUGUAUAUUUAAUGGUGGAAAAUGUAAAUCUAAAAGUUUAAUGAUUUUUUUUUAAAAAAAGGGGAAUCCCAAUGGUGUAAGAAAAAAUCAAGUAGUUCACUAAAGGGGGAAAAAGCUUGUGCAGAAAUUCUGCACAUGCAUCCUGCUGAUAUUGUUUAAUGAUUAUGCCUACCAUGAUUAAGCCUACCAUGCAGAGAUGAAGAACAGCAUACCCUCAACAUUUCUCUGAUGAAAAUAGGGACAUCCUAUUCCAUAAUUUUACUAUUUAUACCCCACCCAUCUCACUGGGUUGCCCCAGCCACUCUGGGUGGCUUCCAACAUAUAUAAAAACAUAAUACAACAUUAAACAUUUCAAAACUUCCCUAUACAGGUCUGCCUUCAGAUGCCUGCUAAAGGUUAUGUACGGUAGUUAUCUCCUUGGUUCGGGGGUCACAUAACUCCAUACCCAUCAUUUCCCCAAUGAAAAUAGGGACGUCCUAGUGAUGUAUGGAAGUGAGAGCUGGACCAUAAAGAAGGCUGAUCGCCAAAGAACUGAUGCUUUUGAAUUAUGGUGCUGGAGGAGACUCUUGAGAGUCCCAUGGACUGCAAGAAGAUCAAACCUCUCCAUUCUGAAGGAAAUCAGCCCUGAGUGCUCACUGGAAGGACAGAUCCUGAAGCUGAGGCUCCAAUACUUUGGCCACAUCAUGAGAAGAGAACACUCACUGGAAAAGACCCUGAUGUUGGGAAAGAUGGAGGGCACAAGGAGAAGGGGACGACAGAGGACGAGAUGGUUGGACAGUGCUCUCGAAGCUACCAACAUGAGUUUGACCAAACUGUGGGAGGCAGUGGAAGACAGGAGUGCCUGGCGUGCUCUGGUCCAUGGGGUCACGAAGAGUUGGAUACGACUAAACAACAACAACAAGGAAAAGUGGGACAUUCCGGGAUCAAAUCAGAAACCGGGACGGCUUCUGUAAAUCCAGGACUGUCCUUGGAAAACGGGGACAUUUGGAGGCUCUGCAUAGAAGAGCCUUGAAAUUAAAGAAAAGUCGACAGCAAGCAAUUGUCUGAAAGGCGAAAGCUGCAAGAAGGAUCCAGAGGCAGUACCAUGCGUGCCAACAGAACAGCUGAUGUCGCUCCCUGCGGAGGAGAUUCUUGAAGCACACGUCUCCCACGUCUUGCUCCUUAGAGGAGGAGGAAGAAGAUACAGCACUAAACAAGCAUGCAGUUGCCUCACCCCCUCAGUACAGUCUGUUUAGUUCUGCAGGCUAGGAAAGGUCACAACACAAACAGAAUUAUUACAUUAAAAGUGUAUGCUUAACCAUAUUUCCUGAAGACGCUAUCGACGCCUGUGAAGAAAACACUUCCAACUGUUUGCUUUUUAACAUUGAAGGUUGAUGAGACUUUACAUAUGCAUCUUGGUGUACUCAAAAGUAGCAUUUUAAAAAUAGCGCCCAGGAUGUUUUGGCGUUGGUACAAUGUGCUGAACAAAUAACGGGUUCCGACGAAGAGUUUACGGUUAGUUGAAUGCUAAACUGCAGAUUUAUGUGGGAAUAAAGCCCAUGCAACUCAACGGGCAAGCAGCCACGUAUUCAGGUGCCAAAGCAGUUCUGUACAACAAUUUGACAAACCACCUGCUUUUGGAACAUAUCUAGGGCUGCAAAAGCCAAAAGUUCUGCAUCUGAAACACCUCACAGGCCAUAAUGCAUGACUGGCAGAUGGUAUGUCUGACAUUAGCAUCCAUCCUGGUGACCAUGAGUUUUGAAGGAUCCACUGGGGCCGACACUGUCAACCCUUUAAAAAUACAUAUAUAUAUUGUUACGAGAGUUGGGUGCCUCCCCCUCUCUCUGCCGUGUGGUGGCAAGAGGCCUUAAGCAUUAAGAAAUAUAGUUUAUUCACCUAUUUGUACCUUCAGUCUGCAUGGAGGUAGUCCAGAUCUUACAGCAUGGUCGUUUUAAGAGGGGCUUGUACCCCACAGCAAUGCAGCCAGCCUUCAGCCUGCCUUCCCAAGAUGGAUCCCAAUCUUUCUACCUCCAUUUUCUUCCCAGAACACCCUGCUAAAAACUCCCUUUUCCUGUCCCCUCACAGCCAGUUACCAUGGCAACCUUCCAAACCCUUGUCUCUGUUCACACCUCAGAGCAGGGAGAAAGGACAGUUCUCAUCGCCCAUGACCCUCAAUGGCCUUUUUGUUUCUUAAUGGCCCUAGCUUGGCCAGGUCAUUUUGCAUAGGCUAGCCCAGGAAUUCCUCUGCAGCUUGUAUUUCUCCCUUCACAACCCAUAAUAAUAAUAAAAAAACUACCAUUUAUUAAUUUCAAGGUUGGGGGAGGGGUCCACCUGCCAUAUCUAUCACAAUAAAGGUAAAGGGACCCCUGACCAUUAGGUCCAGUCGUGACCGACUCUGGGGUUGCGGCGCUUAUCUCGCUUUAUUGGCCGAGGGAGCUGGCGUACAGCUUCCGGGUCAUGUGGCCAGCACGACUGAGCUGCUUCUGGCGAACCAGAGCAGUGCACGGAAACGCCGUUUACCUUCCCACCGGAGCGGUACCUAUUUAUCUACUUGCACUUUGACGUGCUUUCGAAAUGCUAAGUUGGCAGGAGCUGGGACCGAGCAACGGAAGCUCACCCCAUCGCGGGGAUUCGAACCGCCGACCUUCUGAUCGACAAGCCCUAGGCUCUGUGGUUUAACCCACAGCGCCACCCAGUCCCGUAAUCUAUCACAAUAUUUUACCUUUAUUUUAUUUAUAUCUCACCUUCUCCCCAAGGAGCUCAAGAUGGCACACAUGUUUUCUUUCUCCCACAUUUUACCCCCACAUUUUACAGCAACCAUGACUGACAGCCAGGCAGAAUUCCUUCUGCAAAGGAGUCUACGUACGCAGUGAACUUAAAUGGCACAAUCUAUUCUGGUUACAGCGUUUGGAGGGGGCCCCUGUUUUUAAUAAAACCUGGAGUUCUCUAAUGGCAAAAACCUGGUCUUCUGCCCUGGUUUCCAUGUCUACAACCUAAUGACUUAAGGCUGAUUCAUAUGACCAAAAUUGGCUUUCUCACACAGCAGUCCAGAGCGUGGUACACAUUCCUGCCCGGCUGUAGAAGGCAAUCUUUGUUGUUGGUCCAUUCACCUCAUCAGUGAAGAUGUUUUUUCUUCCUGACCAUCUGCGACAUGCAAAUAUGCGCAGAAGGUCGCUCUGGGGUCAUGCAAAUUGCCCCAAGGACUCUUCAGUUUCUGGAAGUGUCUGUAACACUUCCUGCCAUAGCUUUCAGAUGCAAAAGAGAAGGAUGCAAAAAUUUUAAAAGGGGGUUGUCACAAUGUCUCACCUUACUGUGAUGAGCUGCCCCUGCCCCAGAUCUUUUUGCACUGGCCUUCCACCAGCCCUUUGCAGCUGCCCAUAGUAACAUCAGGAAAGGGAUGCGGGUGGCGCUGUGGUCUAAACCAUGGAGCCUCUGGGGCUCGCUGAUCAGAAGGUCAGUGGUUCAAAUCCCCAGGGUGAGCUCCAGUUGCUCUGUCCCAGCUCCUGCCAACCUAGCAGUCCGAAAGCAUACCAGCACAAGUAGAUAAAUAGGUACCACUGUGGUGGGAAGGUAAACGCCGUUUCCAUGCGCUCUGGCUUCCAUCAUGGUGUCCCAUUGCGCCAGAAGUGGUUAGUCAUGCUGGCCACAUGACCCAGAAAGCCGUCUGUGGACAAACGCCGGCUCCCUCAGCCUGAAAGCGAGAUGAGCGCUGCACCCCAUAGUCGCCUUUGACUGGUCUUACUGUCCAGAGGUCCUUUACCUUUUACCUUUACCUUUCACAUCAGGAAACGGUCCAGAUCUCACCUUUCAAAUCCUUAUUUGGUGGCCAUUUUCAGAAGAAAACCUAAAAAAGGAACGGUUUUGUUUUUUUCCAUUAAAGCUGCUAAUUUAAUGCCGAUGGCAUGAAUAAUGAACAGGACUGGUUUCAGCUAAAUGAAGUGGAGCACAGAUUCCUACGCAGUUCUGCCAACGCACUUCAGCUCUGACCCCUAGCCACCUUUCCACAGCCUUCCUCCUGAGCCUCUUGCAUGGAAACAGGAGUAGCUCUAUGAGCCGGUGAGAGCAACUAAAGAGAAAUGGCAAAGAGGGAUUGCAGCAAGAAAAGCCAGGAGCGGAAUUCUGCCUGUAUAGACACCAUACAUUUAAAGUACAUUCCCCUGCUCAAGAAUUGUGGGAACUAUAGUUUGUUAAGGGUGUUGGGAAUUAUAGCUCUUUGAUGGAUAAAUGACAGCUUCCAGGAUUAGGGUGGGAGAGAAUGUGCUUUAUCUGUAUUUUGUGUACACCGUGCCAUGUUUUGAGGAGGUAAAACUGUGUGUGUCCCCCUCCGCUGUUAAGCCUAAACACAAUAUACCUUCCUUAUUUUUACUGGUGUUAUAGAUUGGGGAGGACCCCUUAAACCAUAGAAAUUAAUAAAUAGUGGAAUUUUGAUUAAUUGAGAUAUGGAUGAAAGCAGAAGCUGUAGAACAGGCAUAGGCUAACUCGGCCCGCCAGAUGUUUUGGGACUACAACUCCCAUCAUCUCUGACCACUGGUCCUGUUAGCUAGGGAUGAUGGGAAUUGUAGUCCGAAAACAUCUGGCGGGCCGAGUUUGCCUAUGCCUGCUGUAGAACUCUGCUAGGCAAGGCUAGCUUAUGCAAACCAGUCUAGAGAAGAUGACAAAAUGGAUUGAUGGGCCAUCUUAGAUGAAUCCUUUGGGCUUAGAAGACAGGAAAAGAGAGUUUUUAAGCAAGGUGUGCUGGCAAGAAGAAGGUGGGGAAAAGGUUGAGAUCCAUCUUGGGCAGGCUGCAAGAGCCCCUCUUGAAAUGACCAGACUGUAAGUUCUGGACUUCCUCCAUGCAGGCUGAAGGUGUAAAUAGGUAAACAAACCAUAUUUUUUAAGGCUUACAACAGUCUCUGCCAUGUCUCAAUUCUCCGAAGGAGUACAGGCUCUAGGUGAGCGUCUGGAACUCCCUGGAAUAUUGCAGAGAGUGGGGGGUGUCCCCAAACAUUUGCAAGACUAUUAUUAAUUUCUAAGCUGCCUUUCAGCCCUGGAGGUGAUCAAGAUGCUUACAACCUGGUUAAGGCACAACCAUCUUAUAAAAACAGCAGCAAAAAUUCUCCUUGCCUUCAGAAUUGUAGAGAAGCUUCCUACAAUCGUCUUUGCUGCCCACUUAAAAACAAGCAUUGAUGGGCCCAUCCCCAAGGAGCCCAUUCAAAAUCCUGGCCGCCUCUGAAACAUCAUGAAGGUCUCCCUUCCAAUGGCUGGCAAGGGGAAUGAAGGACUCUGGUCCUCGGCGGUUGUAGAUCUUUAAAGGCCAAAGACAACAGAUUGGACUGAGCCCAGGAGCAAAUUGGUAGCAAGAGAAGCCAACAGACGAUCUGCACAGGCAGUUCCAUUGCAGCUGAAUUCUGGAUCAAACACUCGGACUGCCUUCAAGCCCCUUACAAUAAUCUAAUCUUUGGGGGUUUUUAAGUGUCCCUCUCAGUGCUAGAAGUAUUUGUUUUCUGUGAAAAUGCUUGAUCUGUUUAAAAAAAUAAAAAUGCUGGAGGUGGCAACAGAGGAGGACAGGAAAACUGGUUUGACUGACGGCGAGUGUGGCUGUGAACUCGAGAAGUGGGUGUUUGGCUUAGCAGCCAGUCACUUAGAUCUCCUCAGUUCCCCAGGAGCCUUUUUAGUUUGUAAGGCUAAUCUUAUAAUUCUCCCCCUCCCCUUGCGUGUGGGAGAGCAGUGCACGCUGGUGUGAAACUUCUGCAGCCCCUGCCUUCCUACGUAUCGUGUGCACGCGCAGAGUGCACAGUCCAUGUGUUAACUACAAAGUAACUGAGACAUAGACAACAAUCUAUGUAUACCAGGGGUCAGCAAACUUUUUCAGCAGGGGGCAAGUCCACUGUCCCUCAGACCUUGUGGGGGGCCGGACUAUAUGUUGCCUUGAUUAUGACCCGCAUUUUUUGGGAAAAAAACCUUAUUGGGACCAACCCCAACGUUGCCCAAAUGUGAUUGGGGGGGGGGUUGUUCCCUCAUACACCCACGCUGCAUCCUUUGUGUUUUACGCGUUGACAGUUAUUGUUUCUCUCAUAAGGCGGGCUGGGGGGCUGAGGUAAGCGCGCCAUUCCUGUUCAUACCUGUCAACCGUCCCUUAUUUGGCGGGAAACUCCCUUAUCCCAGCGCCGUGUCCUGCUGCUGUCCCUUAUUGAUGAUGUCCCUUAAAUUUCCCGGGUUUCAAAGGAAGCAGCUCCUCUCCCUCCCUCCCUGCCGGCCAGGGAGGAGGGAGGUUCCAACUAUGUUGCUUGGCUGCGUUGCUCACCCAAUAAGGAGUCUAAGAACGACUGGGGGGUGGAGCUUGCAUGCCUUGUGCCGAUCAAAUCGGCUGCGUUGCCUGGGGACUCGCCUUUGCUCAGCGCUUCCCAGCGGAGAGGUGACAGUGGUUUUCCUUGCUGCAUCCCCUUUGCCGGGUUGCUGCACUGUGGGAACCACCGCUUGAGGCUUCGUUUGGCUGCUGGCUGGGCUUUCUGCCUUUGGCUUGGAGGGGCUCAGAAGCUGAACAUAACUGUGCCCAGAAAAUCCCUUAUUUUGGCUGCUGAUCCCUUAUUUUCAAGGCUGCUGGUCCCUUAUUUUCAAAUCUGUAAGUUGACAGCUAUGUUCCUGUCAGCCCUGGAGAGUGUGUGCGCAUGCGUGGGUGAAGGGAAAAGCCGUUGGCCACACUAAGUCAGGCCGGUGCCGCUCAAGCAAAAACUUUCUUUUCCCUGCGUGAGGGAAGACGAGGCGGCAGCGGCUAUUUACCUUUCCAUGGCUCACACCGUGUAGCUAACAAGCGGCCUCCCCAGCAGAGCGCAGAACGGAUUCGGAGUGCAGCCGCCCAGGCACUCCCCACUUCCUAUGGCAGGGAGCACCACCGCCACUGACACCUGUGGGUGUCGCUCCUGAGGCGCCUCUGAGCCCCUGCCGCCACAACUGCCCUUCCUGAGGGCAGUUGCCGGCAGCUCCAUGGUGGAAAUCCAAACUGUGGCUCCUUUUCCUUCUUCCCCACCCUGGAAGAAAAGAUUGCUGUGCAUGCGUGAUGCAUGAAGAAGGGGCUUAUCUCGAGCAGCCGCCUGCCUCACUUUUGACCCCCAAGCCUGGCUGAGUCGCAAAAACUAUUGUGUGUGUGUGCUACGGUGGCUUCCUGGAUUCCCAGACCAUCCACGGGCCGGAUCUAGAAAGCAAUUGGGCCUGAUCUGGCCUGCGGACCUUAGUUUGUCAACCCAUGCUGUAUACUAAGAUGGGUGUGAGCUGCGGGGUGUGUGUGUGUGUGUGUGUGUGUGUGUGUGUGUGUAUGCGUCUGUGGCUUCCUCUAUUACUCUUUUAAAAAAUCCUCACUCCAAAUAAAGAUUUUUUUGGCCUCUUUCAAGAUGCCUCUUGUGUGAAUCUUGACUGUAACACUCCUCUGCGUUGGUGUUGUCAAAAUCCCACUUCUAAGGAAUUUCUCCCACUCUACGUGGGCUUCUAAAUGUCAUGGAACAUGACUCUAAGCAGGAAAGCAUGUCCCGCAUGCACAUACUGUACAAAGAGAAUCAUAGAAUCGUAGAAUUGUAGAGUUGGAAGGGAUCCUAAGGAUCAUCUAGUCCAACCCCCUGCAAUGCAGGAAUAUGCAGCUGUCCCGUUCAGGGAUCGAACCUGCAACCUUGGCGUUAUCAGCCCAGGUCUUUUACAGCGAUGCAUGCUUUGCUUGCAAAUUAUAAUCACAUACCACUGCUUUUUAAUUUUCCUUUUCAAAAAGCCCUGCCCUACAAACCAUGCUUUUAAAAUAUCAUUUGCAUUUUGCAAAUGCCAUAGCAGUUUGCACAGCAUGGUUAUUGCAGUCCUAUCCAUGUCUACUCAGAUGUAAAUUCUACCAAAUUCAAUGGGGCUUACUUCCAAGAAAGUGGGGAUAGGAUCGCAGCCUAAAUAUUUGAGAACCUGAGGAGUCUCCACUAUGCAAAUUUCUCCCAUCCCUGCUUCCCAGGGAGUUGCAAAAGAUAAUAAACCUCAAAGACCUUGAAAUCUCCAAGAGUUGCAGUUGUUAGGAUAUUUAAUAUGUACCAAGGGGCCUUUUCUAAGUCAGGAAAAGGCAUUUCACAUUCUGGCACCUUCCUUCUUUUGCAUCAUAUUCAGCGUAGGCAUUGGUCAUUAUCAGGAAGUGACUCCCCCAGUUUACAGCUGGCAACACCACAUGUGCCAAUCUGAUUCCAGCCAAGACAGCCAGCCGUUCAUGCCCAGAAGGACACAAGGAAAAUGGACUUUGACUACAAUCCUAUGCUAGGGUUGCCAUAUGCCCGGGGAAAUCAGGACGUAUGGCAACCCAUGUCAGAAGUCUGUAUUUUGCCAAAUCUCCUUUAAAAUAGCUCAUAAAAACCCCCUAUCCUAUGUAGACUUAGCUGGGAGUAAGUCCCAUUGAACUCUAUGGGGCUGACUUCUCAGUAAAGAUAUCUAAGACUGCCCUGUUACUUGCUUGCACAUUUUCCUGGAAUUUUAUUUCUUUUCCAAAGUGGCAUUUUGACUAGUUUUGCAAAGCAGUUUGCCAAUAAAUUUCAGAGCUUAUAAAGGAGAACUAGCCUUCCUACCCACCUGUUUUAUAACGCUGUUCCAUGUUAAUAAAUGGCUGUCCGAACCAGACUGCCUGGGUAAAUAAAUGGUUACCUAAACCUUAAAGACUGAAAUACAUAGUGAAGAACUGGGAGAUAAAUGUGGUGAAUUGCCGCCAGAGUAAAAUGAAGACAUGAACAGAAAGAAGGAACGCUUGCUCAUAUCCAAAUGCACAUUCAAACUUCUUGAAUGGUACAGUACUUGUAUCCCACGUUAAACUAUGUAUAUGUUCCAUUCAUUAUGAAUGGUGUAUGCAAUCUUCUCCUUUUUCCAAUUUGUUAUACUUGAAAUCUAUCAUCUACAGCAAAAAGAGCUUUUUGACUCGCAUACCCUCCAACAGGGACAUGGGUGGCGCUGUGGUCUAAACCACUGAGCUUGCUGAUAAGAAAGUUGGCGGUUCGAAUCCCCGCAACAGGGUGAGCCCCCGUUGUUUGGUCCCUGCUCCUGCCAACCUAGCAGUUCGAAAGCAUGUCAAAGUGCAAGUAGAUAAAGAGGUAACACUCCGGAGGGAAGGUAAACGGCGUUUCCGUGCGCUGCUCUGGUCUGCCAGAAGCGGCUUAGUCAUGCUGGCCACAUGACCCGGAAGCUGUCUGAGGACAAACUCCGGCUCCCUCAGCCUAUAGAGCGAGAGUCAUCCGCGACUGGACCUAACGGUCAGGGGUACCUUUACCUUUACCCUCCAACAAUUAAUGCAAUAGGGACGUCCUAUUUCGAACCUAGCAGUUUGAAAGCACGUCAAAGUGCAAGUAGAUAAAUAGGUACCGCUCCGGCGGGAAGGUAAACGGCGUUUCUGGUUCACCAGAAGCGGCUUAGUCGUGCUGGCCACAUGACCCGGAAGCUGUACACCAGCUCCCUCGGCCAAUAAAGCGAGAUGAGCGCCGCAACCCCAGAGUUGGCCACGACUGGACCUAAUGGUCAGGGGUCCCUUUACCCUUUACCUUUAAGGGGUAAACUACAGUUUCCAGAAUUCUUUGCGGGAAGCCCUGUGCUUUCAGCGUAUUGUGCAUAUGCAGCCUAUAACCCAUUGGUAGAAACUGUUGCGCAAGUGCUAGUGGAAGAUCAUAGGAGAAAGUAUCUGCAACUUGCAUCGCUGUGUGCCUGCCGCAACAAGCCCACAAAUCACCCGCUGGAAAACAAGCUCAUUGCAAAGGAAUCCUUCAUGUCUGGGGGUGCAAACCGUUCCCGAUAGGAAGGUGCUUGCAGCAGCGACUGCCAAACCCCAAGCACAACGUGUGCCUUCCAUUCUUUCAGAGAGCUGCUUUUAGUGUAUUUUUGGUCUCUGCGGAAGCCGCCCAGAGCGGCUGGGGAAACCCAGCCAGAUGGGCGGGGUACAAAUAAUAAAUUAUUAUUAUUAUUAUUAUUAUUAUUAUUAUUAUUAUUAUUAUUCCAGCCAUUGGACCUUGCGCUGCAAGAGGGAACCACACGAUGCACGCCAGCCAUAGAACUUGCUUUGACAAGUAUAAGGGAUUGAAACAGUUAAAGGGAUAAACUUGGAUCUAAAGAUCCUCUGCACAAGUAGAAAGAGGCUUCUUGCCUCGCAGAGGGUUGGACUGGAUGACCCUCAUCUCCCUUCUAACUCUACAAGUUGAUGGUUCUCUUAUUCUUUGAUCACCAGUUUUUGCCACUCCCCGCUUCCAACUGCUUUGAAGUUGGGGCUGUCGACAGGGAUGCCACCAAAGGGGGCAACACUUUGGGGAUGGAACAAGGGCACAGGCCAGCUCCCUUGUGCUAAAAUUAUGGUUUUAAUGGGGGUGGAGUUUUAACUUGGGUAAGGGACGCGGGUGGCGCUGUGGUCAAAACCACUGAGCCUCUUGGGCUUGCUGAUCGGAAGGUUGGCGGUUCAAAUCCCCAAGAUGGAGUGAGCUCCCGUUGCUCUGUGCCAGCUCCUGCCAACCUAGCAGUUCGAAAGCAUGCCAGCGCAAGUAGAUAAAUAGGUACGUCUGUGGAGGGAAGGUAAACGGCGUUUCUGUGUGCUCUGGUUUCCGUCACGGUGUUCUGUUGCACCAGAAGCGGUUUAGUCAGGCUGGCCACAUGACCCGGAAAGCUGUCUGUGGACAAACACGGGCUCCCUCGGCCUGAAAGCGAGAUGAGUGCUGCAACCCCAUAGUCCCCUUUGACUGGACUAAACUGUCCAGGGAUCCUUUACCUUUUUCUUUUCUUACCUUUUUAACUUCGGUGGCUGUUGUUUGUUUGGGGAGGGUUGUUUUUUAAGUGUUCUUAAGUGUUAUGUGUUACCAGUAAUUUGUAUUUUGUAUUUUUUUUGUUUUAUACGACUGAUUAAUAUUCUACAGACUUUUAAAUGUGUUUGUAGGGUGGGAAGGUUGUUCAGUGUUUUGUUUUGUUUUGUUUUGUUUUGUUUUGUUUUGUUUUGUUUAACUAUUUACUUGUGUUUUUAGCUUGUAUUUUUAUCCAGUGAACUGUGCUGAGAUAUUGUGAAAAGGGUGGAAUAAUAAUAAUAAGUGCUUUUUUUCUAAAAUAAUGUUUAGGGGUACUCUCAUUUUGACUCAAGAAAAUCACCAUUUUGUAGUUCAAAUCAGGGGAAAUAGAUACAGUAAAUGGACAAAAGUACAAAGAUUCACAAAAUGUUUAGGGGUAUGUGUACAUCUGUGUAUCCUCAGAAAAAAAGCACUGAUGAUGAUGUUGAUGAUGAUGAUGAUGAUGAUAAUGCAAUGUUUUCCCACGCCCCAAUGCCCACCCUCCCCAACCCUCAGGAGCCGGGAGCCAAUACACCCCAGUUCUCUGUGGUCAGGAUCCAGGUUACGGAAUCCAGAGAAAAAUUAGCAACCUAUUCUGUGCAAACAGUUAUGCAAAGGGCAGGAGCAAAUGGAAGAACUCUGGAUUUCUGUUGAUGGUUUUUCCACAACACUCCAAGUCCGAAACAGCCCUUGUAUGAGUAGAUGAGGCUUUCCAUUUCUAGAAGAGCACUUUUGGACCGAAGCCAGAAUGUCUGUCUGUUCAAAACCAGCUAAGUAUAUGAAGAAAGGGAGAGGAGGUGUGAAAAGCAUUGGUGUCACUGUUAGAUUGCGAUUGUCUAAGGGCAAAUAUAUAUGUUAUAAUUAGGGGAGACUGUGGGAAGAUUAUUAUUUUUAUAAGUCAUUGAAAUCCCAAAUGUCAGUAAAGGAAAAGGUGAAAAAUGGCAAAUUAACAUCCCCCCCAAAGGAACUGGAACUCUUAAAUACCAGAAAUGGUUGUUUCUGGGUACCAUUUACAAUUGAGUUAAUGGCACUCCAACAGUGCCCUGUUUCAAAUGGUGAUACUUUGAAUUUUGAUGAUUAUUCCCCACUUUUUCCUCAAGACUGCAAUUGUGCUCCUCUAGAAAGAGGACCUUGCCAACAAAGGUCCCUAUAGUUAAAGCUAUGGUUUUCCCAGUAGUGAGAAGUGAGAGCUGGACAUAAAGAAGGCUGAAUGCCAAAGAAUUGAUGCUUUUGAAUUAUGGUGCUGGAGGAGACUCUUGAGAGUCCCAUGGACUGCAAGAAGAUCAAACCUAUCCAUUCUUAAGGAAAUCAGCCCUGAGUGCUCACUGGAAGGACAGAUCCUGAAGCUGAGGCUCCAAUACCUUGGCCACCUCAUGAGAAGAGAAGACUCACUGGAAAAGACCCUGAUGUUGGGAAAGAUGGAGGGCGCAAGGAGAAGGGGACGACAGAGGACGGGAUGGUUGGACAGUGUUUUCGAAGCUACUAACAUGAGUUUGACCAAACUGCAGGAGGCAGUGGAAGACAGGAGUGCCUGACGUGCUCUGGUCCAUGGGGUCACGACUAAACAACUAAACAACAAGAAAGAGGUAGAAUAUAUACCGUAUUUUUCCAUGUAUAAGACAUGGGGCUUUUUUUACCAAAAAAUUAGGUUUAAAAUUGGGACUCAUCUUAUAAAAGGGUAGUGCUGAGGGAUGUUUUCUUAAUUUGGAGUCCCAAAAAAUAGGGGGCAUCUUAUACAUGGGUGUCUUAUAGACGGAAAAAUACAGUAACUUUGGUUUUGACCAUAAGUAUUAAACUAGGAAUCCACAAAAGGGAAAAGUACUGAAUGGGGAUUUGGGGGGGGGGGUGGCUUGUCUGUUAAUAUAUGGAAGUGUUUUGUAUUCUGUCAUUCCUCUACAUGUUUGACAGUGUUAGAUUCAAUGAAAACUUUAUUAUUAUCAUGCAAAAUUAUUUCCCCCCCCCCAGGUCUGUGAGAUGAAUCAUUUCCUCAUAUUGAUAUACAGAUUAAAUAAAUAUAAACUGACCGAGGACAGGUUGCCCUCUGUAGAUUCAUACACCAAUAAUAAGAGGAUAACAGGAAUAUAAUCCCCCUCCCUACUUGGACUAGCAAGUCCUGCUGUGGCCAAAUGGGCCUUUUCAGCAAAUUUGUGGCAACAGGAACAAAGGUUACCCAAUAAAACAGCUUUGAGGUUAUGCUGGGUGGGCAAAAUGAUAUAGCUGAGGCAUUAGAGACCUUGACUAAACAUGACUGCUUUACUCCUUCUCACAAAGUACCUCUUCUUCUUCUUCUUCUUCUUCUUCUUCUUCUUCUUCUUCUUCUUCUUCUUCUUCCUCCUCCUCCUCCUCCUCCUCCUCCUCCUCCCUAGUUUCCACCCCACCAUUUGCUAUUCAGAAAAUGAAAAUAACUAGUCAAAUACUUUCAAGUAGGGUUAUUAUUUGGACAGCACUAUUCUAACACUACGUCCGUUUUUUUAUGUAAAGUAAUGUAUUUCUCAUGGCCUUGUGAAAAUCGUAACUGUAAUUUUGCCGGUGAAUCUUUUGUGUCUGGGUAGGAUUGGAAUUCUAGUCGAUAACUCUUUGGUUUCUUUUUCCCCAGUAACGAUCAAAUGUUGGUGGUGAAUCGACAUGCGUUUUCAAAGUUGGCCAAGUAAAACUCAAUAAAAAUACAGCAUGUGUCCUAACGUAUAUGGAUUUAUUCAGAUUUCAUUCUUUGAGGUACAAUAAAAUGAAAACAUGACAACUCUUUAUAUUGAUGGUGCUAAGCCUUAAAAACCCCAUCUGAAGUCUUGCAUUUGUUUAUUUUUACAAGUUUUAAUAGGUUUGUGAAACUUACCUUUUCUCAUGUUAGAUGAAAGUUUGUUAUGUUAAUAUGUCCAAACACCAGGAAGAACUUUCUGAUUCUCACAAGAGGUGGCAGAUUCUCCUUCCUUGGAUGUUUUUAAGCAGAAGUUGGUCAUCUGUCAUGUAUGAUCUAGUUGAGAUUCCUGCAUUGCAGGGGGUUAGACUAGAGGACCCUUGGGUCCCUUCCAAAUCUAUGAUUCUAUGAAGAGACAUUGAACUAUUAUUCAAAUGAAUAAUGGGCAACUUUAGGCCCUCCAGACAUUGGACUACAAACUCCCAUCAUUCCUGACCAUUGGCCAUGCUAGCUGAAGCUGAUGGACAGGAGUCCAGCAACAUCCUUCUUCUAACCGCCAGUGCUAGUUCUUAAAGAUAAAACUGGAUAAACCUGACUAUUUCUAGGGCAUCAGAUAUAGCCUUCGCUGGAGGCUGGAUGGCAGGCCGGAUGGAUUAAAGGGAUUUCAUUGCUGCUGUUGACAUUAACAGGGAAAACAUAAGCAGGCAAUAUCUGUGAUGAUUUAAAUGAGGAAGAAAUAUACCAUUGAACAGAUUGUUUUGUAAUCCUGAUGGGUUCACCAGCAGGUAAUAGAGAGCCAGUGUGGUCCACAGUGCUGUGUUGGAUUGGAGAGGCUUGUGUUCAAAUUCUCAUUUCAGAAAUAAAGCUUCCAGGGUGGCUUCUGGGUCCGUUGUCCUCUUUCCUGGCCCAGCAGACCUCACAGAGUUGUUGAGAAGAUGAAAUCAGACAUGUUUCUUUUUCACUGCCUUCAGCUCUUUCAAGGAAAGGCGGAGUUCAAGUGUAGCAAAUAAUUGUUGGGAACAAAAUAGACCGUAACGUCAUCACCUGCAUGCUGGAAUUGAUUUGCUUUUUGCUAUGUUAUAAGAAUUUUAAUGUCUUAUAUAUAUAAAGACAAAUAUAUGAAUGUUCAUAAAUGUACCAAGCAAGCAAAUACAUAAAUGUAUAGACCACACGUCUGAGAACCACAGAAAAGGUCCUGAGACCAUUUGUCUCUUCCAAAUUGACCUCAAAUAUUCGGUGGCGCUGUGGGUUAAACCAUAGAGCCUAGGACUUGCCAAUCAGAAGGUUGGCAGUUCGAAUCCCCGCGACGGGGUGAGCUCCCGUUGCUCAGUCCUGCUCCUGCCAACCUAGCAGUUCGAAAGCACGUCAAAGUGCAAGUAGAUAAAUAGGUACUGCUCCAGCGGGAAGGUAAACGGCAUUUCCGUGCGCUGCUCUGGUUCAUCAGAAGCGGCUUAGUCAUGCUGGCCACAUGACCCGGAAGCUGUACACUGGCUCCCUCGGCCAAUAAAGCGAGAUGAGCACCGCAACCCCAGAGUCGGUCACGACUGGACCUAAUGGUCAGGGGUCCCUUUACCUUUAUUCCUCUGCAAGGUCGAAGGAAAUGGGAAGCCUCCCCAUUGUUUCUUUGCUCACAAAUCCUGUCUCAUGGGCACAUUUAAGGUAUGAAUAGGGUGAGCCUGUGACCUGGAUUCAGGAACUGAGUAGUUAUCAUAACAAAAGAGUGGCCAGGAUGCCGAGGUAAUCCUUAUCAGGUAACCGGGCAGACAGGAUAAAAACAACGCACUCAGAUUUCUGUUGUAGUCCGCCCCUUCUCUGAAGUAAGUAUGAUGUUUCUGGGGGUGCUCUUGGGCUCCAGGGUGGGCAGUUCAAAAGUCUGUAUAAGGGCAGGCACACCUUUGUUCUGGGUCUUCCUCCUUCCUGCGUGUGAGGGGAGCACCCUGUUGCAACAUCAGGCUUACUAGCUGCUUUGCGUCUCAAUACACCGGUACCUUGGGUUACAUUCGCUUCAAGUUACAUACGCUUCAGGUUACAUACUCCGCUAACCCAGAAAUAGUGCUUCAGGUUAAGAACUUUGCUUCAGGAUGAGAACAGAAAUCGUGCUCCAGUGGCGCGGCAGCAGCAGGAGGCCCCAUUAGCUAAAGUGGUGCUUCAGAUUAAGAACAGUUUCAGGUUAAGAAUGGACCUCCAGAACGAAUUAAGUACUUAACCCGAGGUACCACUGUAUUCUCUGGUUGGCCUCUGUUAUUUUCUCCUACUGAUGGAAAACCUACAUAGGACUCUAUAAGGGCUCUUGUGUACCCCAUAAGAGAAAGGGAGCAGUUUUUGUUGACAACAGCUAUGUGGGAGGAAUCCAAAGUAUACUUUUAUGGAGUGAUUUCUAACAUUUAUAUUGUCUUUCGGGGGUAGGAGGACUUUUUAUGUGUGUCUGAGUGCCGUGUUUCUUUCCAUACCUUCCGGAAUGCCCCUAUUUCCCUUGCCAGCGCCAGCGCUGGCAAGCUCAGGAAAGAGGAUGAACCGGCGCUUGUCCCGAGUUACGACUGUGGCGGUGGUUGCGGCAUCUCUAUGGUCACCAGCGGUGGCGGCCUCCUCCUUUGUACAGAACAACAAACCCGUGUUGCAACCUUAACACAACAAACAAUACAAGCAACACGCAGACCGGUAUUCUAGAUAGCACUGUAAUUCUUAUUGCAUAACAUACAUGAUUUAGUAACAAAAACAAAAUGUGUGCACUUGUAAAUUCUCUAAUAUAUUUGAAAUCAAUUGAACACACGUCUGUCAAUCUUUGAAAGUCCGUAGAAGUAUAAUAAGUCUAUGGUUGAAACAAAGUAAUAGAAGUACCGUAUUUUUCGCUCUAUAGGACGCACUUUUUCCCCUCCAAAAAUGAAGGGGAAAUGUGUGUGCGUCCUAUGGAGCAAAUGCAGGCUUUCGCUGAAGCCUGGAGAGCGAGAGGGGUCGGUGCGAAGCUAUCCGCAAGCCUGCAGCCCGAAGCCCGGGGAGAGCAGCGCUGCGCACCCCGGGCUUUGGGCAGCUAUCCGCAAGCCUUCGGAGCCUGGCAGGAGUUCCCACCGGGCUCAGAAGGCUUGCGGAUAGCACAACCUCGCCAUCGCUCCCAGACCCAUUCUGGGGGCUGGGGUCGGGGGAAGUUCGGGCUUCCCCCGCCCUCAGCCCGGCAAGCUCCCGGCAAGCUCCACCUGCCUUUAGCAGAUGCUGGAGAGCGGGUGAGGAGAAGAAAGAGAAGCUGCAGCGGCCAAGGCCCAGCCCUGUGUGACGCACCAGCUCUGAGGGGCAGGCAGAGGAUAGGGCCACCCUAGGCAAGAAAAAAGGGGGAGUGAAAGGGAAUGUUGGAGGGUAUGCAGCCGCAUAGGUAGUAGCACCAUUGAAAAGUGUUUGGUGAAAAAUGGCGCAUGCGUCCAGCGUUGUUAUGUACUGAGUUGAAUAGGAUCCAAAAUGCAGCAGCCUGAUUGGUCCUAGAACAAUAGGAUUCAGAAUGCAGCAGUCUGAUUGGUCCUAGAACAAUAGGACCCAGAAUGCAGCAGUCUGAUUGGUCCACAGGAGCCACCCAAUCCAGCUCCAGAUGGAAGGGAAUCCGCAACCUGAUUGGCCUACAGGAGAAUCCCGGAAUUAGCCAAUCAUGUAGAGCCCAUUGUGUAAAUAAUGUAUAUAAGGCAGACAUUCUGGGGGAACUUCCAUUCCUCCUCACCACUAUGAGCUGAAUAAAGAGCAUGAAAUCCACUCUCGACUCCGAGUCUAUUUCAAUUUCUGUACAAGUAAUCCUAAUCUAUGAGUAGAAAGAAAGAGACCACCAUGACUCAGGUCAUCAUUAUUAUCUUGCUUUUCCAAAUCAACUCGUUUGCCUUCGUUAUGCAGACCAUUGCUACCGGUUCAGCAUUCAACCAGCCUAACCAAAUAUCAGAAUGAGCCCACGUGAAGCGGCUCCUCAGUGCUCCCCAGUGUCAGGGACUAGAAAGUGAGUCUGUCUAGCAACAAAAAUCCUUCCAUUUUCCUCCUGCAGGCUUACUACAGUCUCCAAAUAGCUUCAGCUCAGGCCCAAACACCACAAUCUAACCCUUGAGGGGGUGUUAAAGAGAACACAAUGUGUCAUGCUGCUAUAUUUACCCUUGGUUAAUUGUUAGAUUUGCAUUGGUGACUGGAGAGGAAGAGAAGGGCCCAAAUGGGUCAUUGUUAAAAAUGUCAUGAGGAAAAUAUCCCACGAGGAUUUCAGGGAUAAACAAGAGUCAUAUAAGGAGCACAGCAUUUUUAAAACUAACAAGAUCGUCUACUGGUAGAAUGAGGUAUCUGUAGAAUGCAUAUUGGCUUCACAAACACGUAUUUCUUUAAAGCACGAUCAAAGCACAUUCUUCUCCAUAAAGAAUUCUGAGCAUUGUAAUUUACCCUUUGUAGAGUUGCAAUGCCUAGAAGAUUUGAACAAACUACAGUGCUCAGAAUUCUUUACCGAAUUUCCCCCAUCCCAGAAUGUAUUUCUUUUUUUUCUUCCCCCCCCUGUAAAUAUUUUUAAAUUAAUUUUCCACAGUUAUGUUUUCACAAUUAAAAACAGAAAUUAAUUCACAUUUCUACCAGAUUAGAUUUAUACAAAUACAUUUUCACGAACCUUCUCUUUGAGAUUCUUUGAAUGGACUUCCCUCCAUACCCUCUUCUGGAUCCUUAUAUAUAUCAACCAAAUUCUUGUGCAUUUCCAUACUUAUACUUUUCCAAUUACUAUUUCCCUUACGGUAAUUUUUUUCUAAUUUUCUGCUAGUUGCAAGCGUUUACUUAAAAUCCUGCCAAUGUGUCAUUCUGUUUACAGUAUUUUUGCACAUAAACAAUGAACGAUUCCCACUCUUUUUAAAACUUCUCGUUAUCAUAGUCUCUGAGCUUUGCCAUUAGUUUUGCCAUUUCUGCAUAAUCCAUUAGCUUGAUUUGCCAUUCUUCUUUCGUCGGUCUCCUUUCUUCCUUCCACCUUUGGGCUAACAGUAUUUGGGUGGCUGUUGUAGCAUACAUAAAUAUUUUCUUCUGUUCUUUAGGGAGUUCAGUUCCUAUCAAUCCAAGUAAAAAGGCUUCUGGUUUUCUAACAAAAGUUAUUAAAAAAAAUUCCUUCAGUUCAUUAUAAAUCAUUUCCCAGAAGCUUUAAUAAUCUUACAUUCCCACCACAUAUGAUGGAAUGUACCCUCCUUUUCUCUGCAUUUCCAACACUUUUUAGAACUUGUUCUAUACAUUUUAGCAAACACAAAUCUCUUUAAAGCACAAUCAAAGCACAUUCUUCUCUGUAAAAAAUUCUGAGCACCGUAGUUCACCCUUCAUAAAGUUGCAAUGUCUAGCAGCUUUGAACAAACUACCGUGCUUACAAUUCUUUACAGAAUUUCCCCAAACCCAGAAUGGAUUAUAAAUACAGAUUGUAAGACAUGAUUGUGGCACUAGCUCAUCAGGAAAAGUACGGUACUACUGAGACUUUCCCAAACUCUUGUCUCUUUCAUGACAAGUUUCUCGCUUGCGGUGCCUCUCCUAUGUUUUGAUGUAAGGAAGAACAUAAAAACUCAGAUGGAAUAAAUCAAUUAAAGCUUAGCCUGCCCAUCGCCACACAGCUCUACUGGGAACAGCAACUGUCGCUAGAACAAUUAAGAGAAAAUAUUCAAUGAAUAAAUUAUAGACGAAUCCCUUUUAUUAAAGGGAUAAAGAGGGAUCUGUAGAAACAGGCAAGGAACUACAAACAGGAAACUUUUAAUUAACUGCCGAGCCAUUUGGAAAUCAUUGUAACAAAUUGUUCAGAACGCAAGAUGUUCUGAACUUAAACUAUGGGAGAGGAAGGGGCUUUGGAGCCUUGAAAGUUCAAUCAGCCCCCAUAUCUACUGUUUUGUAACCCUAACCCUACCUCCCCCCCCCCAGCUAAUGUUUGGGUGUCAGGCUGUUGGAACGAGAGCUCUGUAUAAAUACAGCUUCUUAAAAAAUACUCUAGAAUUGCUCACACCAACUACUUAUGACCCACCUAACAGCUGCAGCACUUUUUACUGAGUGAAUGCAAGGAAUCAGACAGAUAGCAGGGAGGGCAAAUGAAUGGCUUAACCCUAGACAUUUCUCACUCACCAGUCUCAAUUGUUUCCCCCCUGUCCAACUAACAUAGUCGUUGCUGGCCUAUAUGGCUUUCUGAUCCCUAGAGGACAGAGCAAGGAGACUCUAAUGGUUUCCCCAAACUCUUGGUAUACUGCUUUUGACCCACACAAGCUGCUGCCACACACACAAAAAGUCAUCCACAAUAUCUCCACCCAAUCCCCCUUUCACACAAAUAAAGGCAAAAGUAUUAAGUAAAGAAUAAAUGUUUAUUACAGAAAGAGACACAGGUUCACUGUUGCGCUUUCUCUGUAGCAGAGUCACAAAACAAAGGGGAAAGCUGUUCAAAGCAGCAAACACACCCUCCCGCCUGCCUGCGUAUCAUAUGAACUGUGCUAGGAACUGUUUGUAGGUGUGACCUUCAAGGAAACAGCUCUGAGCAUGCUCAGAACUCAAGUAUGAAAUGGGCAGGACAAUUCAUCCGCCAGUCAUCUGUUGUAUACCCCUGCUGUACAUAGAGCCUUAUGCAAAGCUUAAAACAUCAGCAGGUAGGUGUUGUGAUAGUGAUGCUCCCUCAAAAAGGUUUUAGUAAAAACGCAGACCUCUUCUCAAAAACAGAGCCUGAUAAAACCUACGUCAAAGUUCUGCAUAUGCUUAUUCUAACCAGUUGAUCAUGAUUAGCAAUUUUGUGUGUGUGACUAAAAUGGCUGUUGUUUACCACACAGCUAGCUCCACGCAGAGAUUCAGCAGUCUCCUCAUUUCUCAUGAUCUUCAUGUUCUCCACCCACAGAAUGCCCAUUUGAAGAUGUUCUUCGGCAUCACUUAAUAAAAAACAAAAAAGGAAUAAGAAGAGCUACACUUCAAGCAGGCUUUAUUCCAAAACAGCAGAAUACUGAAUAUGACAGUGCAUGCAAACAGCUUAUAAAAGAGUCUGUGUUAACCUAUUAUACCAAACAGAUUGGGCCAUUUGCAAAAUCUCAAUUUUCCCAUACCCAAGACAACACUUAUCUCUUUAUCUAGCUGAUUUGUCUUUACCAGGUGAUUCAUGCUUCCUGUUACACAAUCAGCCAUACCCUGCAAACAUAUAAUAGAAAUAUCAGCAGUUGCUAAACAACAUAUUUAAUGUCUGAGCCAUCUGCAAUCAUCUGCAUGGACUCUAAUCACUUCUUCAGCGCUCAGAAAGGCAAAGAACACUUGCAAAAGCUAGUGAAAAGUUUCAAUGAUGACAUGGCAUCCAAUAUUGGAAAUCCCACUGAAUCGUGCCAUUACUGGUUUCUUCUGCCCUCUCUGCCAAUAACUGUAUAUUACUUAGGGCUCAGCUACAUUAGUACUGAAAUAGCGAUUUGAAUGCACUAUAAACAUGCAACACCAGAUGGCACCAGAGAGCAGUCAAAUUUAAAAAGUGAUUUUUCAUAGAGGUUUUUUCUUUUGUUAUAACAAUCUAACUUCUAACUUAAUUAUAGCAUGUGUUUUUCCUGUGUUUAGAUCUACCCUUACUGCAUGUGAUUUUCUGGGUGCAAAUGUUUUAUGUAUAUAUGUAUGUAUAUGCGGUGUAUGUAUAUGUAUGUAUAUGCAGUUCUUUUUUCGGGGGAGGGGAUGCAGGGGACAUGUACCCCUAAACAUUUUGUGAAUCUAAGUUUGGCCUCAUUGAGGAUCAGUAUUUCAAUAUGAGUAGGAAAAUGAGAGUACCCCUAGACAUUUUUAAAGAAAAAAAGCACUGUAUAUAUGUAUGUAGUUAACACUUUUGGGCCCAGAGACUCUCAAAGCAAUGAACAAAGCAGAAAUUUUAAAUCCUUAUAGCAAAACGUUUCAGCUUCCACCUUCGUCAGUUGCUCUGAUAAAAAAUGAUGCUGUUUCCAAGGUGGAUGGAAAGCUCAGAAGGGCUUAAAAUGAUAGAACUGCAGAGUUUUAAGGGACCCUCAUGGUCAUCUAGCCCAACCCCCUGCAAUGCAGGAAUCCCACCCACUUAGGGACUAGAAACUUGAACAGAUAAUGAGAAGUACUAACAAACCCCCAAAGAGAAUAGAUUGUGGCUGCUGCAGUCUCCCUCAGUCCUUUUGCUUCCAGGGCUAAACCAUAGUUUGGUUUAGUGUUAUUAUGUCCAAAUUUGAGCUCAUGCCUUGUUUUUCUCCAGACAAACCACAAGUGGCAGACCAAGAACGAACAUUUUUUUACAGGUUCUGGUUUUAUUCUGGAACUAGACAAACCAUCAGUCUGGGUUUGGACAGAGCACAUUCAACCAAACCAUGACUUAGAGCCAGUGUGGUGUAGUGGUUAAGAGCGGUAGACUCGUAAUCUGGGGAACUGGGUUCGCGUCUCCACUCCUCCACAUGCAGCUGCUGGGGACCUUGGGCUAGUCACACUUCUCGGAAGUCUCUCAGCCCCACUCACCUCACAGAGUGUUUGUUGUGGGGGAGGAAGGGAAAGGAGAAUGUUAGCCGCUUUGAGACUCCUUCGGGUAGUGAUAAAGCGGGAUAUCAAAUCCAAACUCUUCUUCUUAGCCACAAGUAGCGUGGCAACAGUAGGAGCAGAGAAGGAAAGCGUCCGUUGCCACCCUCUACUCUGAGAAUCUGCCUGUUUGUUCAUUCUUGCUAAAGUCUGGCUUAGCAUUUAAAGGCAACUUGGGUCAUAGUAAAUUACGGAACAGCUCACUGAAGGCUGCUCUGGUUUUCAGAAGAAGAAAAACACUCAUAAUUAGUACCGCCACUCCCUCCUUCAGGAGUAAAGCACUAGGUGUUAAAUAAAAUGGUUCGUAAAACAUGGCAAGGACAAAACUGCAAAUUUCCCAAACGUGAUUUCACUACCAAGAAGCUGAUACACGACUGAGAGUGGGUGGAAGCAGAGGGGUGGACAAUCAGCAUUGUGUUUUCUUAGUGAAUAUGAAAGAACAGCCAGCUAGGGUGAUGUAGUGGAUAAGGGAAUGAGCUGUAAAUCAGAAAGUUCUUGUUUCAAACUUUAUCCAAGCUAUGAAUUUAGUGGGCGGCCUUUGGCGAGUCUCGGUCGCUCAUAGCCACUCUUCUCCCCUGCAAUCAGCAGUAUGGAAAUGCGAAUACUGGCCUAUCUUAAAGGGUAGUGGUAAGGAUUAGUGAUAGAUUAAGCGCUUUGAAAUCCUAUACUGUAUACAUCUGUGUAAAAGUCACAGGGAGCUCUGUGGGGUUUACUCCCAGGUAAGCGAUGAUAGCGUCAGUGGCAUAACAUGGUGGGGGGCCACAGGGGUGGUUGCCCCAGGUGCAAAAUUGUUAGGGGCACAAAAAACCAACACCUGGUGCUGCCUCAAUAUAGCUGCUCCUUUCUGCCGCUGAACUCCGUUUAAAGCUCCUUCUCCAUGUGAACCAGGAAGUGACCCCUCCAGAUGACAGAAAAACUCUUCUUAUCUCUGUGGCUGCAAUCUCCUGGGCAGUUGAAUGCGCAUGGUACUCCAGCUGUUUCCCUCCCUCCCACCCUCUGUGUGGCCCCGGGCACUAGCAAGCUAUGCUAUGUCACUGGAUAGGUUUGAAGCAAACCUGAAAUAAACUCCUUUAGAACCACGGGGCUAACUUCCAGUUGUGCAGUGAUGGAAUUAAAAUAGCACACAGAGCUUUACUUUUGUAUUGCUAAGUCUGGCCAGAAUGUACUGCAGAACUGUGAAGAUGCUUCUCGGUUGCUUGGAUGAAGGAUGGAAAGAUGUAUGUGUGUAGAAACCUUUGAUUUAUAUGUGGCUAGAACGGAAGGAAGAAUAGCAUCAAUCGGUUCAUCCACUUUUGUCUCUGGCCCUGACCAGCACUUGCAUGUGACCCCCAGAAUGUUCCCAGGAUGGAAUGUGGACUGGCAAAGAUUCUACCCCUGUUGCCGACACAUUUGUAACAUCAACAGAAACAUUACAUUCAGCACAGAUGCCUGGAUAUGGAAGCCUCACUUGUGAAAAUUCCCUUAGGUCUUGUCUAGAUAACAAUAAAAUAUCAUGAUUAGAACAGAAAGUGGUAGCAUAACAACAACAACAACAACAACAACAACAAUAAUAAUAAAUUUAUACCCAGCCCAUUUGGCUGGGUCUCCCCAGCCACUCUGGGCAGCUUCCAACAGAAUAUUAAAAACACGAUAAAACAUCAAACAUUAAAAACUUCCCUAAACAGGGUUGCCUUCAAAUGUCUUCUAAAAGUCAGGUGUUUAUUUCUUUGACAUCUGAUGGGAGGUCAUUCCACGGGGUGGGCACCACUACCAAGAAGGCCCUCUGCCUUGUUCCCUGUAACCUCACUUCUCACAGUGAGGGAGCCACCAGAAGGCCCUCGGAGCUGGACCUCAAUGCUGAGCAAAGGGGGUGGAGAUGCUCCUUCAGGUAUACUGGACUGAGGCUGUUUAGGGCUUCAAAGGUCAGCACCAACACUUUGAAUUGUGCUCAGAUAUCCCAUAUCCAGCUAUAAUAUGAAACCAUGGUUUGUUUUAGCACAUUGACCUGACCAUGGUUUCUUUGGUGCCAGCAAACCAGGAUCUUGAAGUCAGAGUUUGAAGCUGGUUUGUGAAGCUCAGCUGCUGCUAAGCAUGGUUAGCUGCUGUUAUGAUUGAAUUCCUGGACCAUUGGCAAGCCACAUAUGGGGCCAUUGCUCUGCAUUUGAGCGGCUGCCACACCAAGGAGCUGGGAAGGAACAUAUGAACUUAGAAAGCGGAAUCCUGCGCCGAUCUGAGAGAAAUCAAAGCAGACAAACAACUGAGAACGAGAAGCUGUGGUUUUGUAUCGACUGACUAGUCAUUAACUAGUCCAGUCUUGUAGAUACACCCACAACAUUUACCAGCCCUGGGGUGGGGUGGGGGACUAGCCUAAGCGCCCCCGGUGUCUGUGCUGAUUGCAGCCAGCAUGUAAACCAAGCUGGUUAGCAUAGAAGCAAUUGUUUUAUUUCCAAGCUGGGUGUGACAUAAGAAACACCCUCUCUUCUGUGGCAGUAGGAUGGCAGGACAAGGAUGGAGAACUCUACCCCUCCUUUCCCAGGCAGCCUGCUCACCUGCAUAGAAUUUCCUGUUGCCUAUGGGAACCCAGUGAGACAAGGAUUUAUAUUGUUUGAUUGUCUUCUGAAAAUAUCCGAUUCAUUGUUGAAUGGUGACACUAGCUGCUUUGGGCUUCCUUAGGGAGGGAAAUCAGCCCUGAGUGCUCACUGGAAGGACAGAUCGUGAAGCUGAGGCUCCAAUACUUUGGCCACCUCAUGAGAAGAGAAGACUCCCUGGAAAAGACCCUGAUGUUGGGAAAGAUUGAGGGCACAAGGAGAAGGGGACAACAGAGGACGAGAUGGUUGGACAGUGUUCUCGAAGCUACCAGCAUGAGUUUGACCAAACUGCGGGAGGCAGUGGAAGACAGGAGUGCCUGGCGUGCUCUGGCCCAUGGGGUCACGAAGAGUUGGACACGACUAAACGACUAAACAACAACAACAAAGGGAGGGGAAAGUGAGAUAAAAACAUUGGGAGGCGUUGAGUGGUUCCCAAUCUCCCCACUCUCCCCCCCCCCCACUUCAAUGGACAGGCAAUUGAUGUGGGUUCUUUCACGAGGGGACAGACGAUGGGUGGUUUUGGCGACGCGUGCAAGUGGCAGCGUAGGUCAGGAAAGUGAGUGAUUUUUGGCAAACCCCCCUAAAAAAGGCUCCACAAUUCUGCCCCAAAAAAGCUCAACAACUCUGGGCAAUCUACCCCCAUUUUUUAAUUUGGAGUCCCCCAAAAUAGGGGGUUCUUAUACACAGGGAUGUCUUAUACACGGCGGCAUAUUAAACACAGAAAAAUACAGUAAACGAAGACUCUGAAUGUUGCAAACGAUCAAAUGCCAAAGGACAACCAAAGACUUGCCACGGCUGAAAAUGAAACUCAGCAUUUCUUGCAGCUUCGACUGGAAGGCGUCCAAGCACACGAUGAUGUGGGAACCUCACUAACGCCAACCUGAUUCCUACGCUCGGCUUGAGAAGGAACCCAGCUUUGCAGCGGCUUUGCAAUAAGUCUUGUUUUAUUCCGCUUAUAAAAAGAUGAUGCUCUGAUAAUUACAGGCGGGAUAAAGAUCAAACAAUGUCACGGGCGCUAUUCCAGCAGCCUCACAUUCUACCCAGCACAGAGUAGGAGGCAGAAGCAAAACAGAAUCUUCCUCGAUAACCAAUGCCAACGUGUUCUGCAUGUACCUACCUUACCAGGAAGGGCGAGUGUGCCACUGGGUUGUGAAGCUUCAUUCAAGGAGGUGCGAAAUGGUAUCUCUUGUGAUCAUGGUUACCCAGGGAGACCAUGGCUGUGCUGGGAUUUGAGCUUUCACUUCCCGGACCUAGGUCUAACACAAUCCGUACCAUACAUCUGAAGGACUCUACAAUAGUCCUGGCUUCCAAUGAUGUGCAGUGAACUUUUUCAUAGGGGAACAGUUACGGCCAGAGGUGCCAGCUUGCGAGAUGUUGUGACGUCCUGAUGUCGCAUGUACAAAUAUCGUGCCUUCCUCCUUAAGCUGGGCAGAAGCUUCCUGGGCUUUGGGAAGGAGGCAUCAGGGCUCUGGCAGGAUGCUAGAGCCCUCCUGCCUCCUUUCCAAGGCCAGGUAGGCUUUGGGUAGGUGGCAGGAGGGCUCUUGGACCCAUCAGAGCUUCGUGCCUCCCUCCCUAAGCUGGGCAGAAGCUUCCCAGGCUUUGGGAAGGAGGCACCAGGGGAACAUUAAGGGGACUAGCGUAGGCUGGAUCUGCACGGGGGGGGCCCGCUAAAUUAGAUCGUUAUAACAAAAAGAAAGAAAAAACCCUAUGUAAAGUCUCAUAGACAAAGUUUUGUGCUCUACAGUGCCCUCUGGUGCUGCAUCUUUACAAUGGAGUUACAACAAUAUAACUGAGUCCCCCUAGUACACCGACCGCACACCACUGCUGGCUUCCACCAAAGAAUUCUGGGAACUGUAGUUGGUUAAGGGUCUGGUGAGGGAUCUGCUGACCGCUCUCAGCAUCCUUGACCACCCCCUUGACACCUGGAGGGAGGGCGGAAUUAAUGAUUAGUACUUCAAAGUAUCAAAAUAACUGACCAUUCGAAAGCAAAUGAAUAAAGGAGGUUUAGUUUUUUGGAACAGCAAAUGGUACCCGGAAUCAGAGAAGCAAGCAUGUUUGUAUCCGGGAGAGCAAAAAGGAUGCUGGUGAUGCUGCUGUAAGGAUAAGCUAGCGCGUUUGGAGAGGGGGCUGCUGUGUACCCCUCCACUAAAGACUCAAGGUUGUGUGUAGGUGUCAAAUAAACCACAUAUCAUUAAGACAUAUUAGCCCACAUUGUGCCUAAUUUCUCCAAAGGAACAUAGACCCUGCAUGAGAGCCUGGAACCGCCCCCGCCCCCCGGAUUUCGCUACCAUUCGGCCGAAUGUGGGGACGGUGCCCAACUUUCGUAGCAAUAUUAACAACAGGGAGGGACACAACAGAGGAAAUGCCGCAGCUACGCCCUUCCAAACUCACUUGGUGGUUUUGGAGAGUGGAUGUGAGCCACGUUUUUAAUAUCCUAGUGUUCUGAUCACUCCACGGCAUUGCGGGAAAUUUGAAAUGGCAGAUCUGUCUCCCAUGGGGCUUGCCAAUUGCCCGAGGGUGAUGAGUUGAUGAAAUAUCUCACCCCCAGAGGCAAAGCGGCAAGGUGUCAAAUGAGUUAGGGGCCUGUCUGAAGAGAAGGUAAGUGAGAAGCCCGAAUGAGGGUAUAUUAUACUACAAAGUUUUGUUUCAGUUCCCAGUAUUCUUGUGGAGGGGAGGGAGUGCCAUACCAGCUAAGUGAUAUAAGCCACAGCUUCCCCCAAAUAAUGAUCUAGAUAAGGAUGACAGGGUGUUCCGAAUUCUGUUAGGUUUCCUUUCCCCAUUCUCACAAAAUUACAGUCCCCAGCGGGCUCCUUGGGAAGAAGGAAUGAUGAUUAAACCCAUUUAUAGCCUUUGGCAGUGAAAAAUUGCCAGAUUAUCUCUCCCCUUCCUUUGCUGCCCCACCCCCCCACCCCCAUAAAUUGUGCAAGCAGAAAUGAAGGAUGUGUUUGCAAUUGUAUAAAUGAAGUAUGGUAAUGCCAUGGCUCUGAUUUGCAUAAAGCUUACAUCUAAUUUGCAUGGUGUGUGAAGGAAGUUGCCAGACUGGGGGUCCUGAAUAUGGUGAUGCUGUGCUGAGACCCAGUCAAAACUGGCAGGAAGAAACCACAUGCAGAUCAUUAAAAGGAAACUGAGUUUAAAUUUGCAGGUUGCGGUGGGUGGCUGGGAAGGGAUACACAGAGAGACUCCAACAGCAGUCGAGUCCAGCUCUCUUCAUGCAUUAUAAAUUUGUAUCUGUGGGGAAAGCCCUGCUCUUUCUUGCAAAAAGCAAGAAACUGCAAGCACAUUUGGCUAGGCACAAUAGAAUUUCCUCUGCGAUUGGAAACUGAUUGCUUGGCUUGGAGGAGAAAUUUGAUUCCCUUCACAGCAAAAGGCCGACCUACCUAAUUUGCACUUUCGGAUACAAUAUAUAAAACAAAAGAUUGUUAGCCUCCAAAUUCUCCAAAUUUUACAUUGCAGUUCUCUAGCCAAGUAGGCCACUUUAUGUGCACAAAACAGCAUACUAAGGGGAAAGUACACACUAAAAGGGACGCAGGUGGCGCUGUGGGUUAAACCACAGAGCCUUGGGCUUGCUGAUCGGAAGGUUGGCGGUUCGAAUCCCCGCGACGGGGUGAGCUCCCGUUGCUCGGUCCCUGCUCCUGCCAACCUAGCAGUUCGAAAGCACGUCAAAGUGCAAGUAGAUAAAUAGGUACCGCUCUGGCUGGAAGGUAAAUGGCGUUUCCAUGCGCUGCUCUGGUUCGCCAGAAGUGGCUUAGUCAUGCUGACCACAUGACCCAGAAGCUGUACACCGGCUCCCUCGGCCAGUAAAGGGAGAUGAGCGCCGCAACUCUAGAGUCGGCCACGACUGGACCUAAUGGUCAGGGGUCCCUUUACCUUUACCUUACACACUAAAAUGCAUACAGUUGUACCUUGGUUUUCGAACAGCUUAGUUCUCGAAAGUUUUGGCUCCUGAGUGCUGCAAACUCGGAGAUGAAUAUUCUGGUUUGUGAACUAUUUUUGAAGCUGAACAUCCGACGGGGCUUCUGCAGCUUCUGAUUGGCUGCAGGAGCUUCGGGCAGCCAACCAGAAGCCGCGCUUUGGUUUCCAAAUGUUUUGGAAGUCGAACGGACUUCCGGAAUGGAUUCCGUUUGACUUCCAAGGUACAACUGUAUAUUUGUGAAAUUACGCACAUGUAUUCUAUUGGAGAAAUUGCUUCGGGGAAGGGAGGAAUGUGUGUUGAAACAAAAACAUGUAUUUGGGGGGUGGGAUCUCAUUAAAAUGCUGGUGAAUUUUCAUAACGAUUCAUUUAAGAAUAACAAUAAUCACAAACUGAUGUGGAAAUGUAGAGAAUUGAACUUAAGAUAGCAAGAAAUGAGAAACUGAAAGAAACCAAAAUGGAUAGAUUUGCUGACCCCUACUGAUUGCACAAAAAGGGACACGGGUGGUGCUGUGGGUUAAACCACAGAGCCUAGGACUUGCCGAUCAGGAGGUCGGCGGUUCGAAUCCCUGCGGCGGGGUGAGCUCCCGUUGCUCGGUCCCUGCUCCUGCCCACCUAGCAGUUCGAAAGCACAUCAAAGUGCAAGUAGAUAAAUAGGUACCACUCCGACGGGAAGGUAAACGGCGUUUCCAUGCGCUGCUCUGGUUCGGCAGAAGCGGCUUAGUCAUGCUGGCCACAUGACCCAGAAGCUGUAAGCCAGCUCCCUCGGCCAGUAAACGAGAUGAGCACUGCAACCCCAGAGUCGGUCACGACUGGACUUAAUGGUCAGGGGUCCCUUUACCUUUACCUUCUGAUUGCACAAAUCCAUGCAUGUGGGAGAUUAUAAAUACAUUCAAGUAUACAUUCAAUGCACACUUAAAAUCUCACUCCAGACCUUCCUGGUCAACCCAGGGUGCAGCAGGUAUGAAUGGCUCUCGCUUCAAAUUUAGAAUGGCUGAAGAGGAUUUAUCUGUCUGUCUCUUUAGUUACUGGUAGUUUAAGAUUAAAGCUUGUAUACCCUGUAGUCAGAAUGGUUCAUGUUUGGGGAGGGCCUUGUGUGUUGAGGGGAACCCCCUGAAAGUGGAAUGCAUCAUCAGAAACCGUGUAUGCAACUGAACUGUUGGGAAAGAAUGAACUGUAUUGCGUUCUUGGGCUCCAAAAAUAUUCCUUGUCCCUGAACCUCUUCCAUGGAAUUAUCUUACCCCAGGGGAGAUUGACUGAACAAUUAUUUAACUCUAUAUAAAAAGAGAGAGAGAGGAAGGAGAUUUCCAGAUAUGAUCUGUAGGGAAGAUUAUCUCCUGUAGCUAAUUGAUCUCAGGGUUGGGUUUGUUUUUGAAAAAGAGACGUGUCCCUGCUUGUCCGGCCUUUGGCUUGGAAGUCCUUCCUGGUAACCAUAGAUAAGAGAAGGGAAGACUGGCUGUGGUCGUUCAGUGGUGAGGGAAAGGCACUCUGCACAUGCUCAAAGGGCAAAGAGAUCACACAAAUAAUAGCAGAGUCCUGACAAUGAGUACCUUUUCCAAGGGCUAAACAACUGUUGCUGAAAAUAAAGGCUUGCUCUCAGACCCCCAAUAUAGGGUGCAAGCCCCCACUUGUUCCUGCUGCUCCUAUUAGUCGGUCUGUCUGUGGAAUAAGUUGCCAUGAUUGUGCUAAGUUUCUGUUUGGGGCAGGAACCAGGGCAUAAAGAACUCAGGACCACCGAGUCUUAUACUGUCUAGACCUACUGGUAGAUUACUGGGUGAUUUAACGUAUCCCCCAACUUCCUUUCUUGUUCCCAAAAAACCCCUGCUCCACGCAACUCCUCGCCAUCUGCCUGCCUAGUUUUUAAAAGGAACAUUUUUUCCUGCGAGCACAGCCUCCCCUCUCCUGCUUUCAAUCCUGAACCUUUUUCCGCCCACAUGGCAACUCUGUUUUGCACAGAUGCAAGGAUUUCUCUGGGCAAGGCCACCAACACCUUAUGUCUUAUCCCAGGUGAAGCUGUGGCUUGGAAAGGGAGCUUAGCCACUGGCCUAGAAUCUUCCCUUCAAUCCUUCAAAUGUUAUCGAAACACUACUUUAUUUUCUACCAUUUCACUAACAGAUCCUGUUACAAUAACAAGCUAAGGAGAGCCAUUCUGAAUCAGAACCCUCCAAAUGUCCCAGUUUUCCGGGGACAGCUCCAGAAUUAUAGAAGCUGUCCUGGGUUCUGAUUUGAUCCCAGAAUGCCCCUAUUUCCCCUGCCAGGGCUGCUGCUGCCAAGCUCAGGAGGGAGGAUGAGCCAGUGUUUGUUUCAUGUGGCGGCAGUGGUGGCAGCUACGGCUGUGAGGACUUCUCCAUGGCCACCACCGCUGACCUCCUCCCUUGGGCAGCUUUUAGUGGCUGGAGAACAGGACAGGAGGAGAGGUUGGCACCGCCAAGGCCCAGCCCCUCGUGUUCUGCAGACCAGCUUACCCUUAGAUCUGAGCCCAAACCAAAAACCCCGGACAUUUUGGAUAAUGAAAAUGAUGGCCUAUGCAGAAAUGGUGAAGCUAACUGGGAAAAUCAGGCACCAAGAGGACAACAAAUUUAGCAAAGAAUGGCAUAACUUUAUAGAAUAUAUUAAAGGUCACUGUAAACAUUUAAAAAACGUCAGCAGGAUUGAUAUAGCGCUUGCAAUUUAAAAUGAUAACGGAUAAAAAAUGGAAAUGUAAUGUUAGAUAAAUGCAAUUAGAUGCAGAAAAAAAGGAAGGAAAUUUUUGGAAGCCAUGGGACGGGUAGAGGCAAGUCCGGGGGUUCAGGGAACCCCAUAAAUGUAUUGGUAUGUACUAUGGUGUUAAUGUAAAUGUGUGUGUGUGUGUAGAAAAUGAUUUGUUUUUUUUUUUAAUUUGAAAAUUAUUUUUUUUAAAAAAUGGACAUUUUGCCAAAUUUUAAAAUUCCGCCUGGACAGACAAUGUAAUACUGAAAAUGUCCAGGAAAACAAGGACAUGUGGUAACGUUAGUAUAAUGGCAUUAUGAUGUCAACAGUCUUAUUUUCAGAACUUUUCCCAACAACCCCUGGUAUGGAAUUUGCCUUUGUAGAGCUCCCUUUAUGAUCUUGGAUAAUUCUCAGAUAUAUAUGGUUUACUGCUUUCUCGGUUCAUCUGAUGAUGAUCCAUCAUAAAAAACUUUUAUUUCCAAGACCAAUCUACAAAUUACAGCUCUCACAGUGAAAGUGCUUGAAAAAGCCUCCACGUGGCAACUGUUCCACAUCUAAUGAGCUGUGCUGUGAGCUGCCUCCUACCUAGAUCACUACCAUCAGGAGAAGAGUUUUCACAACACCAUCAACACCCAUGGCCAGCCCAAGACAGGUUAUUAUUGCCUGAAGCAGAGCAGAAAAUCAAGUACCAAAAACCAGCCAAGUUAUGUUGGCACCUGAAGCAGAAACUCCCCCUCCUUGGCAGUAAAAAAUAUGCAACAACAUGACACACAAAAUUAGAUGCCUGAGGCAGCUUUCUCACUCUGCCUAAAUGGUAGGGCUGGCUCUGUCAGAAUUGAACCCAGAAUUUUGGAUGGUGGUAUGAAGACUCCAUGGACUCAGCUACACAGCUGCAAAUAAAAGGUUUUAAGUGUGUUGUAAAGUGCAAUGUACAACCAUGACACUAGAUGGUGACGGUGAGCUAUGACAAAUCCAAUAUAUUUUUCAAAAUGUGCUUUUUUUAAAAAAAGGAAUUUUCACGAUGUUCUUCAUAUGUGUGUAGAUUCCACACAUCUCAUGUUGACAAGCCAUGAAGGCAGAUAAGACGCAGUUUUCCCCUCCUAAAAAGUAAGGGGAAAUGUGUGUGCGUCUUAUGGAGCAAAUGCAGGCUGCGAGGCUAAGCCAGAAGCCAGAACAACGCUCCCUCUCUGCCCUGCGGAGGCUUCGCACGGCUAUCCCUGGCUUUUGCGGGAGAAAACCCCCAAGAAAAGCCCCCAAGAGCCACACUCCCUCUAAAGAGCGUGCGGCUCUUGCGGGAGGAGGGGGGAAAGCCAGGCUUGCUUUCGCUGAAGCCAGGAGGGCAAGAGGGAUUGGUGAGCACCGAUCCCACUUGCUCUCCUGGCUUCAGGGAUAGUCCCACAAAGCCUCCUGAGCGGAGGGAGGUGCACUCCCUCUUAGCUCAGGAGGCUUUGCGUUGCUUUCUUAUUUCUUGUUUUCCUCCCCUAAAAACUAAGUGCGUCUCAUGGUCCGGUGCGUCUAAUAGAGCGAAAAAUACGGCAACUAGAGCAUGCACCACUCUGGUGAGACAGUCCGCAGGUAGGUAGGGGCUCAGCCUGUGUACCAGAUGGAGCUGGUAAACAGCUGCGCUGGACACAGAAAUGACCUGCGCCUCCAUGCACAGCUGCGAGUCCAAAAUGACUCCCAGGCUGCGCACCUGGUCCUUCAGGGGCACAGUUAGCCCAUUCAGGACCAGGGAGUCCUCCACACCCACCCGCCCCCUGGUCCCCAAAUACAGUACUUCUGUCUUGUCAGGAUUCUACUUCAAUCUGUUAGCCGCCAUCCAUCCUUCAACCGCCUCCAGAAGAUCUACCACCAGGCAAAUAUAUGGUAAAAGGUUAAGAAAUGGAAAUAUUGUUAAAAAGGUGUAGUCAUAGGUAUAUCGGUACUCAAAUCUGAAAUGUUAAAUUGUGUUAUUAGUGUUAUUGCGGUUUUUGUUGUAUGUGUUUUUGGUGGUUGUUGUUAUUAUUGAAAAAAUGAUUAAAUAAAAAUAAAUAAUUAAAAAAAGAAAUGGAUCCCCAAUUGCAUGUUUAGGUUAAAAGCGGUAUAGAAAUUUGUGAUUUGCUUGCGUUGUUUUCUGGUUUUGUGCAAAUCUUAGGAAACAAAGUGUGAGUGGGGGAUAGAUACAUUUAUUUAUUUAUAACCCCACCUUCCAUUCAAAGGGGAUUCUUAGGAUGUAUCCCAUGUGUGCUUAAGCUGUGAUCUACCUCAGAAAUUACAGAAAGAUGGGGAACGCGAAGUGCAAUCUACCGGUAUUUUGUCCCGAAGAAAUAAAUGCAGUCCUAGCUUGUUUAUCUUAGCCUUGACAACUGUUCACAUUUGUGUGUUUUUUGACAGCUUGCAUCUCAACUGAUGCAUUCUGUAUUCAUUUACGGAAUAAACCAAAAUAAUUAGCUUGUCUAAUCAACAACACACAGGAUUUGGUUUGCUACCAGACUUGUUUUCUUUGCUAAUUUGCUCUCUUGUCUGCUGCUCUCCCUCUCCUGCCACUGUCACUCAGACACUUUAUUUUUACUAUGAAGGAAAAGGGGGGGGGGGGACUUGCGAGAGAUAGAUUACCUCAGCUACCUCUUUUGGUCCUCUUAACAGUAAACUUCUCAUGGGGGGCUUACAUUUUCUCAAGAUACUUAAGUAGUGGAUACACCGCUCAUAAAAGAUCUAAUAUCUUCCUCUCCUACUUUCUUUCAAAUGUGUUUUAAUUUUAAUAGGCAUCAUAUUUCCAGUUUUAGUUCUGCAUCUAUCGAUUUCUGAACCAUGAAAAUUUGGUGGGAGUGUGAGAGUCAAAGGAGGGGGAGAGAGAAUAAGAAUGGAUCGUACACAGAAUUAGAAAGCUAGAAAUGCAAAAUAUGUGGUACCCGUCACUAUCUUUGUUUUGAUUUUUGUGGAUAUGGAAAUGAAUUCUCUCCUGCUGGGAUUCCUAAUUCGAGGAGUGUGGUGGACACACCUCGCUGAGGCUAAACACAUAUUUGAGGCGAUAAAAUUGCAGGACUACCUUUUAUGAGAGACAACUGAUCUUUCCCUUCUGCAUCCUCCCAAAUUUAGUUGACUAGAAGGCAUUCCACGCCAAGGAAUGUCUUUGUAUAUUUUGUGUCCUUUGUAUAUUUCGCUUCCCCCCUCCACCCCACAAUUUUUAUUAAAUUUUCUGUUUUACAUUUUAGAAUAUUCAUUUAAACCACCUUAAAAUAUCAAUGACUUCCCUUCUUCUCUUUCCAUGGUUCAUUUUGCAUAACAUAAAUCCCUGCGUAUUUUAUAUAAACUAAACCAUUGAGUAUUCCAUUAUUACAUCCAUCAAAACUCAUUUACACUGUUGAAUUUAUCUUAAUGCUGCCCACGUUUUCAAAUAUACACAAUUCCCGCCCCCCAUAUAUUCAAUAAACAUUUCCCAAUUUUCUUUAAACAUAUGUUCUUCUUGUUCUCUUAUUCUAUAUGUUAGGUCCACAAGUAGCACAUAUUCCACCAGUUUAAGUUGCCAUUCUUCUUUAGUCGGGACUUGGCUCGUUUUCCAUUUUGGGGCUAACAAAACACGGUCUGUAGUAGUGGCAUACAUAAAUAGCCUUUUUUGACACCUGGGAACUUCUGUCUGAAUUAUCUCCAAUGAAAAGGACUUUUUAACCUGAGGCUCUUCUGCCCUUCCAUUGAAAAGAGGUUCUCUUUCUCCCUCUGUUGGUCAGAUGUGCUAUUGGUUAUUUCUUUCCUAAAAACAGAGGGUGCAGUCCCUCAAACGUUAGCCCUAAUUUUAGCAAUUCAGUGUGCCAUUUGUUGGCGAUAAGCUCUACUCAACUCAAAUGGGAUUUCCUUCCAUGUAAACACAUGUAACCCCAGGAGUUCUCCAAACUUACAACAAUAGCUAUCUAUCUAUCUAUUCAUCCAGAGCUUUUUUUCUGGGGGGCGGGCGGGGGGGGGGACGCAUAUCCCUAAAUAUCUUUGUACUUUUGUCCAUUUACUUUAUUUAUUUUCCCCGAUUUGAACUAUAAAAUGGUGAUUUUAUUGAGUCAAAAUGAGAGUACCCCUAAAUUUUUUUUUAGAAAAUAGCACUCUAUCUAUCUAUCUACCAUCUAGCUAGCUAGCAAGCUAGCUAUCUGUGUCUGUAUAUGUACACAUACAUACACACACAAAUGCAAAAAACUCUGAGGUCAGCUAUACAUUUUCUGUUCAAACAGCAAAUGAAAUGAUAAACCUGCUUUUCAAUUGUGCCACUUCAGGCUACACCAAAUUCAAGGAUGGAGGAGAAUAUCCCAAACUGAGAAAAGCUGACCAAAGGAGAGCCCUGUCUUCUAAAGCAGGAGUAUUCUGGAACAGCUGCAAAUAUAGGGGGAGAGAGUGUUCUUGGUACCUGCAAACACGUCUGUGGCUUUUUCAUAAUUCCUGUCAUGGCUUCUACUGUUCAUAACAUCGUUGCCAUGACUCCCCUGUGGCUCCCCCCUCCCAAAUGUGUUCUGAUGAACCAACAACCCCAGCGGUAAUUAUAAAGUAUUAUUUCAAAAUAACAGAAAGUCAUUAUUGGCACUUCAUGAGCACAAAAAAGAGGCCUACUCUCAUCUCGGAGAGGUUGACAGCUUCCUUUGAGCAUGUAGAGCUUAAUCGUUAGGCUACCUCAACACAUUGGGGCUAAACUAUAAUUCUAAAAAAAAAGGACAUUUUCAAACUGCAAUUAUCUUUCCCCAUCUUUAACAGUGUUAGAAAUGGAAUUUCCAAGCACAUGCCCUCAAAUUAUCAACAGCAACUACUGACACAGACAUGACAAUAAUAAGCAGCUACAAUUUAUUAAAAUGCAAAUGUGGAAGUGCGAUGCAGAGAAAAGAGCAGAUAUGUGUUGAAGGAAGACCAACGUUGUGUUGAAGACACACACAUGGCAAAUCCCAUGGAGCGGGCAAUGUUGAUUUAGAUUUGCUUCAUUAAAAAAGAAAAGAAAGGAAGGGAUACAUAGGAUAAAAAUCAAGCAUGUAUUCUUGGGACACCGGAUUAUUUUUGUCACUGCUUUCAGUGGAUGAUGGAUUUCAUUUCAUCAGUGCUCCCUGGAAGGGAUGACUGGCAAAGACUUUGUGCCUCGGUCAUUAACUAAGGUGCCAGUCUACAGGUUCAAGAAAAUGCAUGCAUAAAUGCAAUGGCCGCCGCUAAGUUAUUGGUUGCUAAAAAUUGGGAAUCGGAAGAAGUACCAUCUGUGGCAGAUUGGCAACAUAAUUUUUUUGAAAUGACUGAAUUAGCAAAAAUGACAGCAACAAUUAGAAGGCAAUCUAACCAAAAUCUCAAACAGGAAUGAAAGUGUGUGGAUGAAUACAUGAUUAAAAGAUGCUCCAACAAAAAUUGAUUGAUAUGUAUAGACUGAUCUCACAAAGUGAAUUUAAAUAGAUAUACAAGAAUGUAUGUUUAAUGAUUAAGAUACAAGAAUACAAUCACAAUAAUAAAGUUAUUUUUAAAAAAUUACGAAGUCACGCACGGAUGGAGGGAAGACAUAGGGUAAGACAAGAAGUAAGUAAAAGGUAAAGGUAAAGGGACCCCUGACCAUUAGGUCCAGUCGUGAACGACUCUGGGGUUGCAGCGCUCAUCUCGCUUUAUUGGCCGAGGGAGCCGGCAUACAGCUCCCGGGUCACGUGGCCAGCAUGACUAAGCCGCUUCUGGGGAACCAGAGCAGCGCACGGAAACGCCGUUUACCUUCCCACCGGAGUGGUACCUAUUUAUCUACUUGCAUUUUGACAUGCUUUCGAACUGCUAGGUUGGCAGCAGCAGGGACCGAGCAACGGGAACUCACCCCGUCGCGGGGAUUCAAACCGCCGACCUUCUGAUCGGCAAGUCCUAGGCUCUGUGAUUUAGACCACAGCACCACUCGCGUCCAAGAAGUAUGUAAGAAGUGACUAAAUGUUGGUACUUAAUGAAAUGAAAAAUGUGAAUUUGCAGGUAUGAUGUAUAUGUAAUAUUAUGUAAACAUUUUGUAUAUGUAUUGAGAUAUCAAUAAAUAAACAAGAGAGAAAGAGAGAGAGAGAGAGAGAGAGAGAGAGAGAGAAAGAAAGAAAGAAAGCAUAAAUACCUACGCUGCACCUGCUAGUACAAUGGGUAGGGCUUCCCUCCACCUUUUCCUCCUGUGCACCCAGCGCUGCCCCCAGCUUCACUCUGGAGGCUCAAGAGACCCCCAUCCCCCAGAACAGUACCGGGACGACGACGACAGGGGAUCGUUCCAUAGGGCAAGCAAAAAUGCAUGCACUUACGGAACAAGCAGAAAAACCCCUCACAAAAUUGAAUCCCUCUCUAAAUUAAUUCCAGGACAUCUCUCCCUGUCCAUCAUAUUUGCCCAUCUCUCAUAUAGUUCUGUUUACAGAGAGCACGUUACAACUUCUGGGCUAAAGAUAUGAUGACAGAUUUCUACCCCGCAUACAAAAUAAUAAUUCUGUCACUUUCUAUUUUUACCCGACUGCAUCCGGAGGGGACAGACAUCAAGGCUCACACCACCAUGAAAACAUAGAUGGACCAGUUGCCAUUUGCCUCCUCUGCUCUCAUAUCUGUCUCUGCAGUGGCCAGUCCAGCUGCCACUCUUAUUUCAUGUUUUUUAAAGGUACCUGAUUUAGCUUGCUUUCCUCUUCCCUCCCUAGUUGCUUUUCUUUUUAUAUCAUGCCCAUUAAAUUGAAAGCCUUUAAAAAAGUCUGUGUACAGUACUUUCUCGGCCCGUUACUACGAUGAAUGGAAUGUUCAGACGAAAUGCUAAUAAAGCAUAACCAUAAACCCAAAGACAACUUUGCAAUAAUCAUUCUGGCAUAAGACAUACAUUGUUUUGGGACAAAUGACUGUGAAUGAGUCUAAUAAUAAUAAUAAUAAUAAUAAUAAUAAUAAACCAACCUCACUUCUCACCUGCUCUGCCGCUGCUGUACACCUUGCCACAUCUUUCUUUCUUUUUUGCAUUUUAAUCCUUAUUAUUUUACAUAUUAAGUCCCUUCACCACAAACAGAAUGAAAGAAAAAACAGAUCAGAUCACAUCAAAUACAAAGAAAAUGUAACUUAUAAAAUAAUUUUUUCCCAUAUGUUAAGACUUCCGUCAUCUUCAGUAUGAGUCCUACGUUUCCUUGUUGACUACAUAUUUAUAUAUUCUUUAACUUAUCAUAAAUUCGUCAUAAUCUUUGUAGCAUAUACGGUAACAUUGCAGAAGUUAAUCAAAGCAUGUCAGAGAUUUCAAAAGGAGAACAAUGUUCUUUUAAAUAUAAUCUGAAUAAUUCCCAUUCUUUGUUGAACUUUUGGUUUGUCUGAUUCCUGAUUUUUCCUGUCAUCUUUGCCAUAUUCAAAUAGUUUCACCUGCCACUCCAUUUUAGUUUCACCUGCCACUCCAUUUUUUCUCCUUUCCACCCUUUAGCUAUUAACAUUCUCGCGGCAGUAGUUGCAUACAUGAAUACCUUUCUCUGUUCCUUCGAAAUAUCUGCAGCUAUGAUGACUAAAAGAAAGGCUUCUGGUUUUUUGAUAAAAGUUAGUUUGAACAUUUUUUUAAGCUCAUUAUAAAUAAUUUCCCAAAAGUUUUUUAUCUUAUUACAUUUCCACCACAUGUGUUACUUUGUUCCUCAGAUUCUUUAUGUUCGCCAGCUUGCUUGGUGUAAUGUACCAUCAAUAAAACAACCAAGUUAUUUUCUUUUAAAGUAUAGCAAGCUGUGAACUUCAAGCCCUUUCUCCAAAGUCUUUCCCAAGAUGCCAUUUAUAUCUUAUAACCAAAAUCUUUAGAUCACUGGAUCAUUACUGAUUUAACCUCCUUCACCACCUCCCAAUCCAACAGGAGCCUAUACUUCUUGGAAAGUAGUUUAUCCUUGCUUUGUAGUAAGUCUUUCUCAAGUUUCGGUAUUUCAGUGGUGAACCCUUUUCUUUUAUCUAAUUUAAAUAUAUCAUUCAACUGAUGGAAUUGUAACCGAUCAGUUAAGUAUUUUCUAAUUUCCUCAAACUUUUUCAAUUUUAAUCUUUCAAUGGUCUGGUUGUGCUGAUUUCAGGCAAGAUCUUCCCAAAAUGGGUGCCAUCUUCUGCAAAAUCAGCUCAGAUAGUGGCGGUGUUUCUCUGCUGCUGGCGGAAGCGGUGGGGUACCCGUGAGCAUGUUGUUUGGGGGGCGGGGCUUCUGCUGCUUGAGGCAGUGGCCUCAUCCUGCCUCAUGUACAUUGGAGGAACAGUGACCCAUCACCAGUGUCAAAACAAGAUUCUUCACUGCCAGUCUAAUCUGGUUCUAUAUGUGGUAAUUGGGGUAGGUGUGUGCCAUCUUGUUGUUGGCCUCAGGCAGCAAAAUGUCUUGAGCCACCUCUGCCUAUGAUGGAUGGGACUUGGAGAGCUUGAGGGUCCCUAACACUGACUUAGAUGAAAGGCAACUAAGGUGAUUUCACAGUGGCUGCAUGUCUGUAGCCAGGAGCUGAAAUUUCUGCAAACUACAGCAGGACAUAGGGAACUAAUGGCUGCUAUAAAUUAGCACACACAUAUAUCCUGGAAUUUUCUUCAUCCAGUAAAUAGUUCCUCUGCAUUAUAGAACAAUGCUAAAAUGCAUGUCUAAAUGUCUAGAAUGCAUCUCCCUUUUCCUUUCACAUAGCCAGGCAAGCUGUUAAAAGUCCUCACAGCAUCACUGAUUCCUUAGAAUAAUGUUUUAAACCUUCAGUGAUCUGUUUGCAGGUUAAUGUGCACUGAUAGUAAGAAGGCCCAAGUUGCUAAUUAAGAAGCCCCUGCCUUUGUUUUGUUCUGCUCCUCAUGUCUGGAAGCAGCCAUGAAUCUCUGAAACAGACACACGUUAUUUCUGGGAGGCAAUAAACAAUUUCGGAAGGAAUUCUUCCUGACAGAUCUGGAGCUGCCCUGGGGGCUUUCGCACAAAGUCAGCAGCAGUCUGUCACAACUGUCUGGCACCCAACAGCUCUGUUUCUGAGGAAUGAGCAACCGACCCCUUUUAUAAUGCAAGUGGGUAUCAAGACCCUGGCCUCUUAACUGCAGGACUGCAGCGUAACCCUCAUAUUCACAAUGGGAAGAUGUUCUAUGGCACCGAGGCUGUGAAAUCUGGGGCUCUGGCAGCGGGGAGCCACGUAUAUGAUGUAGCACCUCCAUGUGAACAGUAUAUAUAAUCCCCUGGGAUUUAUGGUGACUGCACUCUUCAGAGCUGUCAGUCAACAUGUAUUUAUCUAUAUCCCACCUUUUGCCCUGACAGGGACUCAGGGUGGCUUAGGGAUUAAAUAAGGGCAGCUGAAAACAAAGCAGGACAAAGCCCAAUAAGUAAAAAAACAAAACAAUUUAACAUAAAUAGAAUUAAAACUCUCUCUCUCUGUGUGUGUGUGUGUGUGUGUGUGUGUGUGUAAAAUCAGUUUAAAAAGGAAGGUAAGGGACCCCUGGAUGGUUAAGUCCAGUCAAAGGCGACUAUGGGGUUGCAACACUCAUCUCGCUUUCAGGCUGAGGGAGCUGGCGUUCGUCCACAGACAGCUUUCCCGGUCAUGUGGCCAGCAUGACUAAACCGCUUCUGGCGCAACGGGACACCUUGAUGGAAGUCAGAGUGCACAGAAACACUGUUUACCUUCCCACCACAGCGGUACCUAUUUAUCUACUUGCACUGGUGUGCUUUCAAACUGCUAGAUUGGCAGGAGCUGGGACAGAGUGACGGGAGCUCACCCCGUUGUGGGGAUUCGAACCGCCAACCUUCUGAUCGGCAAGCCCAAGAGGCUCAGUGGUUUAGAGCACAGUGCCCACCGCGCCCCCAAAAUCAAUUACAAUCAAACAGAUAAUACAAUAAAAAUAGCAUGGCACCAGCCCUUUCAUUAAGAGCAGUUAGUUCCCCAAAGCCUGUUGGAACAAGAAAGCUUUACCUGGUGGUGGAAAGACAACAAGGAAGGAGCUUCUCCAGGGAGGGAGGUCCAAGGUCUGGGAGCAGCUGCUGAGAAGGUCCUGUCCCACAUCCCUACCAACCAAGCGUAUCUGUGAGGGUGGAUGAACCAAGCAAGGGGCCUCCCUCGAAGAACUCAGAACCUUAGCAGGUGUGCUGGUGUGAGGCAAUUCCUAGGGUCCAACACUUACGCAGCCAAUCCGUCACACUUUCUGAGGUGUUGCUUUUCAAAUGCAGCGUUGGCCUAGCUACCCAGGCACUAUUAUGGACUACAUCAUCGGGGGUUCACCGAAGGAAAGAAACAGAAAGAAGUGAAGAGAGAACUGAGUGCCAUCUGCAAAACGCUGCAUUUGCAUACAAAUCUUUAGUGGAAUGAAUAGUAGCUGCCUAGGCCCAGGGCUUCAUGGCUUCUAGUCUCACAAAACAUUUUACAACCCAUUUCAAAACUGCUUCUGCAUCGCUCAGCUUUCAAAUAACCUCUCAUUGUUCCGCUCCAGCAUUUCUCAAGGGGAGGGCAGCACCAGCCCACCUGAGUUAUUACAGUAGAUUAGGAUAAGUGUUCCCAACAACAGAAGAGUCUUCAUCCUGGUAUCUAUUAAUGUCAAAUAAAACAUAAAGUUUAGCAUAAGAAUACUAUAAGGGUAAGCACAGCUGCCUAUUUUCUUGCAAAUCACCCUGUGGGUUUCCCCACCCCCAGCAAAAGGAACAUAAAAAGCAAGCCCUGCGUUAUUUUAUCGGCAAAAUAUUUCCCUCUAAUGUGCUUCUCAGCAAGAAAUGAACAUGUUGUGAAAUUACUUGGCCUAAUUUUAACUCUGUCGUUCAACGCAAAUCGUUUAACAUUCAACAUAAAAGGAUUUGAUGUAUAUAUACCCAUAGAUGCAGAUACACACACACACACAAAUACAAAUAUAUACAGUGGUACCUUGGGUUACAAACGCUUCAGGUUACAGACUCCGCUAACCCAGAAAUAGUACCUCGGGUUAAGAACUUUGCUUCAGGAUGAGAACAGAAAUCGUGCAGCGGCGACAGGAAGCCCCAUUAGCUAAAGUGGUGCUUAAGGUUAAGAACAGUUUCAGGUUAAGAACGGUCCUCUGGAAGGAAUUAAGUUCUUUACCUGAGGUAUCACUGUACAAGGACUCUUUUUUGUAUUGCUUAAUGAUACUUAUUUUGAGAGUUUCAUUCUUAGAAUCAGGAUACGACAGAAUGAACCCUCUCCCUGAAGUUGGAGGGGGAUCUGGAAGGUGGUUAAUUACCAGCGGUUGGUAAAUUAAAGCAAAACAACAGCAAAAACAGCAGCAACAGCAGCAAGAAACUUGAUUAGGUAAGUGCUGAUUCCAGUGCCCAGUUUUGUCAUAUAGGGCAGGUGAAAAAAAGACAUAACCAGCAAGGCCUUCUUAGUUGUCCUUUACUCUUUCGUUUUCAGGAAACCAAAUAUUAAGUACCUGGGUUACAAAACUGCUCCGAAAAGUCAAGCCCACUUCCUUUGACGUUCGCCUCCUACGAAUGACACACAAUCUAACACCCACCUACCAACCCUGAGAAACAUCUACAAAACCUGCAUCCACUUUCCUUCCAGCCAAAGAUAAAACGCCCCGCAGCUCACAAAGCAAAUAUAACGAGUGCUUACGUAAAAAGGAAGGGGGGGGGGGGAGAAACCAAGAGAGAAAGUCCUUAGUCAUCAGGAGUCUAUGCAGCAAUUUCGCUUGCUUUUGUAUUUAUCUGUUAUUAUUCGCUUUCAAACGCUAAACAAUGGGCAAUAUUUCUUUUGGUGGGAGAGCAGGGCUGAAACCAUAAUGGGAAGGCGGUUAUUUGAAAUGGAAGGGAAAGCCCAAUGGUGACAUAAAUCACUUCACUUUGUUCCAAAACACACCACACAUUUAGCUGUGACAAGAAUCGACUGGCUAGGCUUUGGAUUCAACAACACAUUAAGAAAAGAGGGAGAUGGCAGCUCUCUUAUGGCCAUAAUGGACCAGGGUUAGCUUGGGCGUCAUGGCGAUUCAAGUUCCCCAACAGCCAACCAAGUGUAGCAUCCCGUUCCCCACAGUGGCCAAUCAGAUGCUUUUUGUGGAGCCCACUAGGAGAUCAGGAGGGCAAUAGCCAUCUCCCAUUGUUGCUUCCCAGCAACCGGUAUUUAGAGGCCUAUUGCCUUUGAACCUGGAGCUUACAUACAGCAACCCCACAAAACAAAGUGAGGCUGGUGACUGCAGGGUCUUUUCAGUAGUGGCUCUUGAGUCGCAUCUGGUGUCAUGAAAUCAUAGAAUUGUAGGGACCCAAGGGUCAUCUAGUCCAAGCCCCCUGCAAUGCAGGAAGAUCAGCUAAAGCAUCCAUGACAGAUGGCCAUCCCACCUCUGCUUAAAAACCUCCAAGGAAGGAGAGCCCACAACCUCCUGUGGGUGACUGUUCCACUAGCAAACAGCUCUUCCUGUCAGAAAGGUUUUUAUUCUGAAUGUUUAGUCUAAAGUUGCCAAAAUUUUUUCAAAGAAUCCGGGGACACUUUUUGUUUUUGAAAAGAGAAAAAAAAGUUAUUUCAAAUAAUAACAAUUAAGAAGUAGUAUCUUCUCUUCUGUGGUCUCCUCUGUCGCACAGCCUUCCUCUGGGCCCCGGCCUGCUAUCUUUGAGUGCUAGCUGCCGUGGAGUAGGCUCGGGUCAGCCUGGGCUCUACCACGUGUCCUUUCCCUCCUGGUGCUCUCCUACCUCUCCUUCUCAGUCGCGGCGGCAGCAGUGGUGCGGCAAGGUCAGGGCUCCCAUCUUUUUUCUCAUUCCUCUUUCUCUCUCUUCCUUCUCCUCUCCUUCUCCCUGCGUCGGCCCCGGGGUUUUCCUGGCCCCUGAGCGCCACUGGGCAGUCAGCUGGGUGGCCAGGCACUCUUGUUCCCGGCUCAAUUUGGGUCAUGGGGGGUCAGCGGUUCCCCCAGUUGAUGCGCUGGGUGUCCCUGGUUCCCCCUUGGCAAUGGCAGCAGCAGUCUAAGCAGCUCGGAGCCAGCCUGGUAGUGCAGUUGGCUCUGGCUGGCUUCAGGAGCUGCUCGCUGCCAUGGCGUCCGCCCUUUUGCCUCACCAGAAGUCCCUAUAUGAUGUGUCUUGUGCCGUUGAACCAAUCACACAACAUUCAUUCCCUACUAAUAAAUCUACAACACUUAAAUCCGGGGACAUUAACUGAAAAUCCGGGGACAUUAACUGAAAUUAAUGGGGACGGGUUUUGUAAAUCCGGGGACUGUCCAUGGGAAACAGGGACAUCUGGUAACCAUAAUUUAGUCAGAAUCUCCUUUCUUGUAACUUGAAGCCAUCGGUUCAAGUCCUACCCUCCAGAGCAGGAGAAAAGAAGCUUGCUCCCUCUUUCAUGUGACAGCCCUUAAGAUAUCUGAAGAUGGUUAUCGUAUCUCCUCUCAGUCUCCUCUUUUGCAGGCUAAACAUACCCAGCUCCUUCAACCGUUCCUCAUAAGGCUUGGUUGAUCAUCUUGGUUGCCCUCCUUUGCACAUGUUCUAGCCUGUCAACAUCCUUCUUAAAUUGUGGUGCCCAGAAUUGGACACAGUACUCUAGGUGUGCUCCGCCCAAGGCCCAAUAGAGUGGUACUAUUACUUCCCUUGAUCUGGACAGUAGACUUCUGUUGAUGCAGCCUAGAAUAGAGUUAGCCUUUUUUUGGCGUCAUAUUUAUGGUCCUUCUAGCAUCAGGUUAAGAUGCUUCUGUUCAGCCAAGCUCUUGCUUUACUGGUCUUUAAGAAGAAAUUUUUGUUUCAAUGGUUCUUGUGCUUAUUUGUGUAUUUUAGGCAUAUUUACUAGGAAAUAUGCCCCGUUGAAGACUGUGGACCAUGCAUAGGAUUGCAUUGUUAAUUGUUUUACUGCAUUGUUUCUGUUUAACUGGAAAUGUGUUGUUUAAUAUUUCAUUUUAUUAAAUUGUCUUUAAGGUGCUCUGAGCACCUUUAAGUAAAAAAUAAAUCAGAAAAGUGGAGCAGGAGGAGGAUACAUAAUUCAAUUUGCAACUGCGGCAGCUUAAGCCCGGUGUGAGAAUUUCCUUAUUUAUAUUCCUGUGCUUUGAAGUCUUCAUUUUGAAUACUUGGAACAGACUUUGUUUUACUUCAAUGUAUCAGCUUCCCAGGCAGCUGCCUUCUUUAGAUAAGUGUGUGUCUUACCCAAGAAACAGGAUAUGCGGGGAUAUUGAUUUAAAAAAAAAGAUUCCAAACCAAGUUAUUUUAUUUUACUAAGCAGGAAUUAAUAAUAAUAAUUAUUAUUUUACUAUUUAUACCCUAAAGUACAAAAUAAAAAGGAAAUUGGUACAGUCACAUAGCAUCAUGGCACUGUUUACAUUUUGAUAGCAAGCCUUGUCUUUAAUAUAGGUUACAGAAAUAAUAAGAGGACUUUCCAGAUAUGGCUCCCCACCUGUGGAAUGCCAACUUCUUUUCGGCGCCAGGUAAAGAAUUACCGUAUUUUUCGCGCUAUAAGACGCACCAGACCACAAGACGCACCUAAUUUUUGGAGGAGGAAAACAAGAAAAAAAAUAUUCUGAAUCUCAGAAGCCAGAACAGCAAGAUGGAUCGCUGCGCAGUGAAAGCAGCAAUCCCUCUUGCUGUUCUGGCUUCUGGGAUAGCUGCGCAGCCUGCAUUCACUCCAUAAGACGCACACACAUUUCCCCUUACUUUUUAGGAGGGAAAAAGUGAGUCUUAUAGAGCAAAAAAUACGGUACCUUUUUCUCCAAGCCUUAGAUGGGCUGUGCUGAUUCUGUUGUAUUGUUAAUGUGCUGCACACCUUCCUAUGACUGUUCUUGAGAUAGAAUGCCAUUAUUAUUAUUAUUAUUAUUAUUAUUAUUAUUACCCAUCCUUGUCCCUGGAUGAGUUACAGCAAUUUAAAAAUUCUGUUUAUGUUUCUAAAUGUAAGUCAUUUGGGGACCUUCUAGGUAGCAAGCAACUAAUAAGUUUAAUUAUUAUUAAUAGUAAUAAUAGCAACACAUAAAAAAUAUAUGAUGGCAUACCAGACCCACAACCACAGAGAAUUUUCCCAUAAAGAUAAAACGGUAAGUUGCAAUGCAUUUCCCAAAUGUUAUCACAUUUCCUUUUUCAUGUCCCAGCCUGAUUACAAUUAAUGCAGCAAUUUUCUUUGACUUUGAUUAAGCCCCUAUUUUUACCAUUAAAGCGGGGUAAGUUUAGCAACAUUUAGUGGAGACAGAUAAAAUACAAACAAUUGCUACUUUAGAAACCAUAUGUGGCUAGACGUUACAAAGACGUGCUAUCAAAAAUCUCAAGUGCUAAUUAAUUAUACUUUCUGAUAUGUGUUUGGAAUAAAGUGGGAUUUCACAUUUUGCUCGCUUUGAAAAACUGGCUGGUGAGUUUGAAAAUAGCCGAGGAACUUCAAGUUGCUUAUCUGAAAAGAAGGAAUCUUGGCAGAAGCAAGAACUUGCUGGUCUGUCGUGCUAACUGUUUCUCUUUAACAAGGUCAGAAUAAGUAUUUCAAAGCUUUCAUUAUUUGUGCAAGAAUAGACGUUGUGUCUGGUUUGGGUUUAGGGGAUUUGGGUGUCUGAGUUAAUCUGACACCUGCUUUGAGACAGUCUACCAUUUUCCUGCCAAACAAGCUGGAAAAACCUGUCACACAACAUACAGAACAGCUUACAAAAACAAAGCCUCACCCUGAAUAUUUAUAUUUUAUUUUUAUUUUUUUCAACUUUAUAUAUUUGAUUUUCCAUAGAAAAAAUUACACUCACACCACAACAUAUUAUAUAAAAACAGGAUUCUCACGAAUCCUCUGAACUUCCCUCCUCCCCUUUGUGGUUCUUUUUGUUAAACCUUUCCUACUGCAUCUUUUAAUAGUCCAAAAUUUUAUAUCUCCAUUAUAUCCAUAGUCCUUGUCAGUGCUUUUUUUCUGGCGGGACGCAUACCACUAAACAUUUUGUGAAUCUUUGUACUUUUGUCCAUCUACUGUAUUUGUUUUUCUCGAUUUGAACUAUACAAUGGUAACUUUCUUAAGUCAAAGUGAGAGUACCCCUAAACAUUUUUUUAGGAAAAAAGCACUGGUUCUUGUUACAUUACAAGUGUUAUUGCAAUCCCGCUAACAAUUUUAACUGUUUACAGUUGUCUUUAAGGUAAGUUAUAAAUUUCCCCCAUUCCUUAUUAAAGUUUUGGUCUUCCUGAUUUCUGAUUUUUCCAGUCAUUUUUGCCAUCUCAUCAUAGUCCAUCAACUUGAUCUGCCAUUCUUCUCUGGUAGGGACUUUGUCUUCUUUCCAUCUCCCUCUUUCUCUCUCUCUCUUUUACUGAAUACUUAUAUUUUAACUUAUAAGAGCCUCUUUCUUCCAAAAUGGUUAUUAUUUAUUGACAAUAGCUUUCUGGCUUUGUCUUAACCUGCAUAACCUAGUUGGAUUGUUAUUCUACAGGUUAAAGUUUUCCACAGAGAUGAGGGACCUGCAGGCACUUCAGAGGUUGAUAAACUAUGGUUCUUUAUCGCCCUUCACUAUCAGCCAAGCUGGCUGGGCGCUAAUGGGAAUUACAAUGGAAUUGUUAUAAGAAAAACUGCUCCCUUUCCCUUAUGGGGUAUUGCAGAGCCUGUAUAGAGUCCUUAAGUGGGUUCCCUAUCGGUAGGAGAAAACAGAGGCCAACCAGAGUAUAUUGAGAAGCAAAGCGGCUAGUAAGCCCGAUCUUUAUUAAAGGAACUGUUGCAACACUCACCAUGCGCAGUAGAGAGGAGAACCCUGAACAAUGGUGCGCAAGCCCUUAUAUAGACUUUUGAAAUUGCCCACCCUGUAGCCCAAGACCCCCCCUCCCUGAAACAUCAUACAUACAUCACAGAAGGAGGCGGUCUACAGCAGAAAGCCUGCCUGCCAGUAUACCUGAUAAUGGUCACUGAUUGCAUUACCUGGGCAGCCUGGCCAUUCUUUUGUGAUGGUUAAUACUUUAGUUCCUGAAUCCAGGUCACAGGCUCACCCUAUUCAUGCAUAAAUACGCCCCUAAGACAGGAUUUGCGAGGAAAAGGACAGUGGGAAGGCUUUCCCCAUUUGCCUCCCUUACUGCAGAGCAAUAUAUGUGGUCAUUGGGAAAGUCAAAAUGGCUUCAGGAUUGCUCUCCCAUACCAUUUCAGACACAUGGUUCAUAUAUUUAGAUAUGUGUGCAUUUGUGAAUAUUUAUUCUAUAUUUGAGACCUUAAAAUUCUUAUAACAAAAUCUAGACGUCCACAGUUCCACCACCUAUGUCAAUAUAGGGAUGAUAUAAUAGUGAAGUCCCCCCCCCUUAAAUGUGUCCCUUACUUUCAAUAUACCUGAAACCACUCUGCCUUUUGAGAGAAUGGAGUAAAAUAUUGAGAAGUAAAUAAAAGAAAUUUGUCAGGAACAACUAAUUAACUGCAAGUCAGAAGGAGACUUCUGGUUUGUUAACUAGGCUGAAGUGACCUAAUCAUUUGGUCUUUAUGUCCACCUCCUCAAAUACACUUUAUCAUGAUUUCCCCCUUCUGCAUUUGCUGACACGAAGAGGGAAGUGUUAUUUUCUGACACCCAUACAAGUACUGUGGGACAGAUUGCCAAAAGUUCAAUAUGUGGGGGAUAUUUUUGUAUCUCAAAGCCUCAUUCCACCCAUGCAAUUCAGCGACGUCGGAAAUGUUUUGUGCCCAAUUCAAUGGGCCAUUCGUGCUUGCUUGCUCUGUUUUUACAGUUUGUGACUCCUGACAUGGUGGCACUUCUGUCGAGUGGCGCUGAACUUCCUGCCUCGCCGUUUUUCUUGCCUAAAUGUUUGCACUUUGCUAUCAAUGCGAUCUGCAGUAACUGUCAGAGAGCUGCACAUUGCUUCUCUCAAUUAAGAGGAGAAUGUAGCUCUAGGGGACGGUGGCCUAUCAAGAACGAUUAGAAGGCUUUGCCUGAAUUCUAAGGAGGGAGCUCCAUCAAGCAGUUUAUAAUAGCUGUAGGGAACUGGCUUGUGUCUGUACAGAGUUCCUUGAUAAACAGGCUUCUAAAAGUAGCAGGAGAGCCUUAAGAGUUGAUUCUUCUCCAACAGGAACGGAAAAUAUUACAGCAGGGGUGAGGAACUUGCGGCCUCUCAGAAGUUGUGGGACUACAACUUCUAUCAUCCCUGAUGACUGGCCAUGCUACAACUAAUUUUAGACUCACAGUUGUCCAUGGAGGCACAGGUCAACUCUAUGUCCAGGGCAGCUGUAUACCAGCUCCAUCUGGUACGCCGCCUGAGACCUUACCUGCCUGUGGACUGUCUCACCAGAGUUUUCUCUAGUUAUCUCCCACUUGGACUGCUGAUAUGUGCUCUGCGUGGGGCUUCCUUUGAAAGUGACCCGGAAACUACAACUAAUCCAGAAUGCAGCAGCUAGACUGGUGACUGGGAGUGGCCACUGAGACUAUAUAACACCGGUCCUGAAAGACCUACAUUGGCUCCCAGUACAUUUCCAAGCACAAUUCAAAGUGUUGGUGCUGACCUUUAAAGCCCUAAAUGGCCUCGGUCCAGUAUACCUGAAGGAGCGUCUCCAGGAAUUCAGUCAUAACAGCAGCUAACUAUGCUUAGCAGCAGCUGAGCUUCACAAACCAGCUUCAAACUCUUGACUUCAAGAUCCUGGUUUGCCAGCACCAAAGAAACCAUGGUCAGGUCAAUGUGCUAAAACAAACCAUGGUUUCAUGUUAUAGCUGGAUAUGGGAUAUCCGAGCACCAUUCAAAGUGUUGGUGCUGACCUUUAAAGCUCUAAACGGCCUCAGUCCAGUAUACCUGAAGGAGCAUCUCCAUCCCCUUCGCUCAGCCUGGACAUUGAGGUCCAGCUCCGAGGGCCUUCUGGCAGCUCCCUCACUGUGAGAAGUGAGGUUAGAGGGAACCAGGCAGAGGGCCUCCUUGGUAGUGGCACCCAUCCUGUGGAAUGCCCUCCCAUCAGAUGUCAAUGAAAUAAAUAACUAUACAACUUUUAGAAGACAUCUGAAGGCAGCGCUGUAUAGGAAAUGUGUAAUGCUUUGUUAUGUUUUUAUAUAUGCUGGAAGCCCAGUCAGCUGAGCGAGGUACAAAUAAUGAUGAUGAUGAUGAUGAUGGAUGGGGACUGAGGCAACAUCUGCCUCAGAUUUCCCAGCUCAGCAUGAGAGCUUCAAUAGCAGUACUCUCUAUUUUUCCAUGUAAUAUGGACUUAGGAGCACUGUUCCUUGGUAGGUUAGUUACUUCCACAUCUUAGACAAACUCUUGUGCGAAAGAAAUGAACAAUUGUUUCUUCUUAUAGGUUCUGAACUGGCCAUGCCAGAAGCAGAUGUUUAUGAUUUCUCGAGAAAUCAGGUUUUAAUUGAUCAUGCCCUCAAAUAAAUGCAAUUUUUUUUGAAUGUGUAAAAAACCACAAGUUUUCCCAACCACCCUUUGUUUGGAAGCUUUUAACACACGUUGCUUGUAUGAGAGGAGUACAGUGGUACCUUGGUUUUCAAACGCCUUGGUUUCCAAACACCAAAAACCCGGAAGUAAGUGUUCUGGUUUUUGAAUGUUUUUCGGAAGCUGAACAUCUGAUGCAGCUGUCGGCUAUUGUUUCCGGGGCAUCUGCACCAAUCAGAAGCUGCACUGUGGUUUUAAAACAUUUCAGAAGUCAAACGGACUUCCGGAACGGAUUAAGUUUGGUGCUUUUGUUUUUGCUAUUUAUUUUUAGUUUUUGAGGCUUUUUUGGUUAAUUUGUUCUUGUGACUAUGUAGAACUAAGUUCAGCUACUGAUUGAUUGAUUGAUUGAUUGAUUGUGUGACUGCGGAAAUGGAUAAAAGCAAAAGCAAAGGCCUGGAAACGAUGCCUUAUGAGGAACGGCUAAGGGAGCUGGGCAUGUUUAGCCUGGAGAAGAGGAGGUUAAGGGGUGAUAUGAUAGCCAUGUUCAAAUAUAUAAAAGGAUGUCACAUAGAGGAGGGAGAAAGGUUGUUUUCUGCUGCUCCAGAGAAGCGGACACGGAGCAAUGGAUCCAAACUACAAGAAAGAAGAUUCCACCUAAACAUUAGGAAGAACUUCCUGACAGUAAGAGCUGUUCGACAGUGGAAUUUGCUGCCAAGGAGUGUGGUGGAGUCUCCUUCUUUGGAGGUCUUUAAGCAGAGGCUUGACAACCAUAUGUCAGGAGUGCUCUGAUGGUGUUUCCUGCUUGGCAGGGGGUUGGACUCGAUGGCCCUUGUGGUCUCUUCCAACUCUAUGAUUCUAUGAUUCUAUGAAAUCCAAACAAUGACUAACAUCAGUGCAGGUAAGAAAAGAAAUACUUUUAAUUUUUAUAAUCUACAAUACUGUGUUAUUUAUUUUAUAGUACAGUGCAUUGAUUAUUGCUUUCAUUUUACGGAUCAAUGGUCUUGUUAGAUGGUAAAAUUCAUAUUAAAUUGCUGUUUUAGGGGUUGUUUUUAAAAGUCUAGAACGGAUUUAUCCGUUUUGCAUUACUUUCUAUGGGAAAGAGCACCUUGGUUUAGGAACGGACUUCCGGAAUGAAUUAAGUUUAAGAACCAAGGUACCACUGUGCUGUUUCUUGUCCAUUGUAACUAUUCUGAGUUUUCGAACACCUGGUAAAAAAGCUCUUUAUCGCCCUCACCUGGUAGUUAAUGGAAGAGAAGCUUGGGAUCUUCACUGCACAUUGCACAGCAAUGAGUGACUCACGCAUUCUCUGUUUAAAGUGCAUAUAUGCUACCCUCUGUGACCCACAUGGGUGGAAAUAAUCCUGGCACUGAUAAACGCCCAUGGCUUGUAGGACAACCUGUGGGGGUUUGUGAAAGUGAUAUUUACCAAGCUGACAAGUUAUUUUAAUCCUAAUGAACAGGAACAAGCCACAAACCUUUUCAAGGCAGAUUUGGACAUGAUGAGAAAGUGGAACGAUGUCCAAAAAUAAAGGAAGUGCUAAGAAUCAUACGUACCACAGGCAGGUUACAUCUGGAGGGCCAUAUCUGACCCAUCUCAGUUUUAAAAUUGAUUUUGAAGUUAGGAUUUCCAGCUUUUCAGCCAACCACUAUAGCUGUGCCCUUCACAGUGGGUUGCAAGCAUAUUGCAGAUGAUAUUUUAUCUCCAUGCGGUGAGUGAAAAAAUUUACCUGCUGAUUUGUGAAGAUCGAACUACUGCUAAAUGGUAACUUUACUCGAAUCUAUUUAUUUGUGAAGCUUCUCUUGGCCCUGGCAAAUUAUAAUUACAGAUAAUAUCCCAUACUCUCAAAAGACACGAAAACAUUAAAGAGGUUUUUUCCUUCCAACCAUAUGUGCUAGGCCGCGUUUAAUUUAAACUUACCUCACAUGAAAUAGCAAUGAUGCUUGGAAGUGUGUAAACUGCUUUGGGAUUUAUGUAAACCACGUAGAGGUUUAUUGGGGAUUAAGCAGCAUAGAAAAAGCUGUUUAAUAAUAAAACCUUGUAUUUCAAAGUUUGUGUUGUUGUUUAGUCGUUUAGUCGUGUCCGACUCUUCGUCACCCCAUGGAUCAGAGCACGCCAGGCACUCCUGUCUUCCACUGCCUCCUGCAGUUUGGUCAAACUCAUGCUGGUAGCUUCGAGAACACUGUCCAACCAUCUCGUCCUCUGCCGUCCCCUUCUCCUUGUGCCCUCCAUCUUUCCCAACAUCAGGGUCUUUCCCAGGGAGUCUUCUCUUCUCAUGAGGUGGCCAAAGUAUUGGAGCCUCAGCUCCAGGAUCUGUCCUUCCAGUGAGCACUCAGGGCUGAUUUCCUUAAGAAUGAAGAGGUUUGAUCUUCUUGCAGUCCAUGGGACUCUCAAAAGUUCAAAGUUAUUGAAAUACAAUUAAUCAGCUAAAUAUCAGAUUGUUAACUUCAGAGUUUAAGUUCAGAACCUGCAGAAUCACGGUUUCGCCAAAAUCCCGAUGUCAUCCGUUUCACUCAAAAACGGUGCCAAACACCUGCAACACUUGGCAGUGCAAACGUCGUGUUUCAGGCACGCCAAAAAAUAAGCCCUCAGCACCCUGACCCGCGGAUCAUGGUUUGACCAACCAAACGUUUUGCCAAACAAACCUUGGAGGGACCUUGUGCCAGUGUUUGGAUCCACUUUUGUGUGAAUCGGACGAUGUUGAGUUUUAAAUCUUGACGCCACGGAUUAGGGCGUCGAGGGGGUUAUUUUGUGGGGCGCUGUGAAACGUGUUGUUUUAACCGCUAAGCGUUGCAGUGGGACUCGUGUCAACGUUUGCAGCCGCUUUGGAGAGAAUCGAAUGACGUCAGAGUUACCGUAUUUUUUGCCCUAUAGGAUGCACUUUUCCCCUCCAAAAAUGAAGGGGAAAUCUGUGUGCGUCCUAUGGGGCGAAUACAGGCUUUCGCUGAAGCUUGGAGAGCGAGACGGGUCGGUGCGCACCGAUCCCUCUCGCUCUCCAGGCUUCAGGAUGCUAGCAAGCCUGGGGAGCCCUGCGGGAGUUUCCACAGGGCUCCCCACGCUGCGGACGGCAGCCUGCCGCCCGUCGCGCAGAGCACCCUGAGGCAGAGCGCCCCGGGCGCCAGGCAGACAUCCGCAGCGUAGGGAGCCCUGCGGGAGUUCCCGCAGGGCUCCCCACGCUGCGGAUAGCAGCCUGCUGCACGGCUGAAGCAGAGCGCCCCGCACUUCGGGCAGACAUCGGCCAGCCCCACAAGCUCGGGGGACAGCGGGGAGGCGCAGCGCCGCCAUCCCGCUGUUCCCCGACCUGGUUUUGGGGGGGAAAUAAAGGAAAAAAUUUUUUCCUUUAUUUCCCCCCCCCAAAAAACUAGGUGCGUCCUAUGGGACGGAGCGUCCUAUGGGACGAAAAAUACGGUAAGUGAAAACUCAUCAGUUACAGUUGCAAAUGGCAACAAAAUGCCUGUGCAAGGAAAAGGAGCAGGUUCGCUCAAGUGUGUUGCAAGUAGAAAAGCUGUUUGUAAUGAAGUGAGAGAUGGAGUUUACUUGCCCGCAUUAACAGUUUGCUGAGUGCCACAACCCUGCCCGAGCGUGGUUUUAAUGCAAAUUUGAAUCACAACAAACGUGCAGUUGCCAAAGAUGGUAUUUUGUAUGGACAGAAUUUUGAAAACAAUGGAUCGGGGGGGCGGGGUGGGGGGCUUGUGUGCUUUGCUCCGGAAUCAGGAUUAUAGCAGACCUGCAAAAAAGUGGGGCAUAUAAUAUUAAUUCUUGCAGGCGGGGGUGUGGGGAUCUAAAUGGAUGAACUACUUGUUCUCAAUCACUUAUAUUCCUAGGAGUUUAUGGGUGGUGUGUUUUAGCUGGGUAUAUAAAUUUUUAAAAAGAAGAAAAAAGAAAAAGAAGACAAGGUUUGGUGAGAAGAAUGGAUAUGAAACCUUGUAAAGUUGACCUGAAUAGUGAAAUAUCCCAGGUGGGGCUUGGUAGCUUGGGAAGCAGGUGUCUGAUGCCUCAGCUGGAGAAGGCUCAGGUGAGGGUCAGAUGCCUCGUAAAGCCCAGAGGAUAUAACAGGAAGACCUGCGUCCUGGCCAGGCCUGCGUCCCAUCGUAGGACAUAAAAUGAGCCCUCAGUGCCCUAACCCGCGGGGUGACAACUUCACCUAAAUCCCGACAUCGUCCGAUUCACUCGAAAACAGUGCCAAACACCUGCAAAAAUGAGCUCUCAGAGCCCAAACUCCGCUGUAAACCAGCCCAGAUUCAUGUGUGCAGCUGGAGCGUGCGGUUUCAAAUCAGUUCAGCUCUAUGUAUUCCCCAAAGGGCAAAAUUUGGCCUCUUGACACUCAGUUCUAUGUAUAAACACGGACUGAUCCUGCCUGCGGUCACAAACACAACAUACAUAAUGCUGAAAGCACUUUAUUAAUUGCAUCAUCCAUGUGUCACAUAUUAAUUGUAGGCAAAUUAAAGAGGAGAAACAACCUCUGCACUAACGGUCCCUGGAGAUCUGCCUUCUAGCUUUCCGAGUGUUUAGCCUGCAAGAGUAACAGCACAAUCCUACGCUUAUUUACUCAGAAGCAGGUCCCACUGGGCGCAAUGAUACGUAUUCCCAGAUAAGUGAAUGUAGGUUUGCUGACUUGGGGUGGGGGGGUAGAGAAGCAGCCAUUUGUGGUGAGGGCAACAGCAAGUGAAAUGAAGAUGACUCAAUGGGGAGGAGGGCAGGGCUCCCGCCCCUUUCAUCCCCCAGAGGUAGCUGUAUUAAUCUGUUGCAGUGAAAACAAACAACAUGGUGCGGUGGUCCCACUUGUUGGCAUCUGUCUAUCUGCGGAGACAAUGAAGGAGUGUGCCACUGGGGGUGAAGUCAAGCAGUUGGAGAGUUACAGUUCCUGCUGUGGCAGCAGAGACUGAUACAGGAGAGACAUAUUUUGUUGCAGCCGGGGCAGAUGAAGGCAUCUGGUUCUGCUGAUGAUGAUGCAGAUUACACUAUGGCGUUUCUUCUCUCUGUGCUCCUCUCAGAGGUCAUUUCUCCUUGGGUCACUGCUAUGGAUGCAUGCCCGUUUCCAGGGCACUGUGGCUGUAUGCAAGAGAUUCCCACCCGGUGGGGUCGAUGCUGCCAGCCUUCGUGUCACGUUUGCAGACAUCUUUGUAACGCAAAACGAACGGGCUCUACAGUGCAUGUCAAGCAGCAAGUUGGACCCCAAGAUCUCCUACAAUGAUUUUUUUUGCAGAUAAAGUCGCUCAGAUUUGGAAAGAGGUAAUCUCCAUCGUGGGAGCAGGGCCGGGCCAGGAGAGUGCUAGAGUCCUGUCUAGUCAAGUUGUGUGGGAUCAAUUCCAAUCUGUUACCUCUGAGGAUGUGGACAGGCUUCUUGGACGAGUGAAACCGACCACCUGUCUCCUUGAUCCUUGCCCAUCCUGGCUCAUAAAAGCAAGCUGGGAAGGGCUGGGUGAUGGGCUCUGUGGGGUGGUGAAUGCUUCCCUCUGUGAGGGAGCCUGCCCAAACCCACUGAAAGAGGUGGUUAUUAAACCGCUUCUUAAAAAAAGAAUCUUUGGACCCGGCCAAUAUGGCCAACUAUUGCCCAGUCUCAAAUCUACCAUUCUUGGGCAAGGUGAUUGAGCAGGUGGUUGCUGAACAACUCCAGGCACGCCUGGAGGAUGCGGAUCACUUGGAUCCCUUCCAAUCGGGAACUGUCCAUGGGACUGUCCAUGGAGGGGCAGAUCAAUUGUGUCCAGGGCAGCUGUCUACCAGCUCCAUCUGGUACACUGGCUGACCCCCUACCUGUCUGCAGACUGUCUCGGCAGAGUGGUGCAUGUUCUAGUUAUCUCCCGCUGGGACUACUGCAAUGCACUCUGCGUGGGGCUACCUUUGAAAGUGACCCGGAAACUACAACUAGACUGGUGACUGGGAGUGGCCGCCGAGACUAUAUAAAACCGGUCCUGAAAGACCUACAUUCGCUCCGUUUCCCAGCACAAUUCAAAGUGUUGGUGGUGACCUUUAAAGCCUAAACGGCCUCCGCCCAGUAUACCUGAAGAAGCAUCUCCACCCCCAUCAUUCAUUCCGGACGCAAAGGUCCAGCUCCGAGGGCCUUCUAGCAGUUCCCUCACAGAAGUGAGGUUACAGGCAACCAGGCAGAGGUCUUUUAGGAGACAUCUGAAGACAGCCCUGUUUUUUAUGCUUGCUGUUUUAUUGUGUUUGUAAUAUUCUGUUGGGAGCUGGGGUAUAAAUAAUUAUUAUUAUUAGGCAAAAAGUUCCCUGCAUUGCAAGGGGGUUGGACUAGAUGAUCCUGGGGGAUCCCUUCCAACUCUGCAUAUUCUAUGAUGAGACGGGCCAAAGGUCACCCACUAAGUUGUUAGUGGGGAUUCCCCCAGGGCAGUCCCGGGGAGGCACUUUCCUCCCCGUUUUCCUGCCUCCCUCUCUACCGCCUCGGGGCGCGUUUAAUUUCAUAGUCUUGAACUGCUUUCCCCAAACUCCCACUGCGGUGUGAGAUCUCCUCCUACCGCCCUGGAGGAAGCGACUUCCUUCCCCCGCGGUAGGGAGGAGCGCCUUGAUCUCCUCCGCCCCCUCCAGCCCCGGCUAGCCGAUCCCCCAUCGCCAGGGCGCCUCCAAUGCGCAAUUGCGCGCACAACACAAGCCGGUUCUCUGCAUCCAGGCCUCGGCCGCCGCGGCUCUCGGCGCUUUCCGAGGCAUCGCUUUGUUCAAACAGCGGCGGGCAAUGCAGCUGGGAUCCGGCGCGACCCGGCAGCGGCUGCCGCCGUAUUUGGUGCUCCUACCGCUGCUGUGCGCCCCAGCGGCGGUUCGGCCGGUCCGGUCCGGUGGCGCGCCGGCAUUGCUCGCAGGUAAAGCGGCUGGAGGCUAACGCGCUGUUGGGCAGCGAUCCUGAACUGCCUUUCUCAGUUUGGGUUCCUAGAGGUUGAUGGACUACAGCUCCCAUCGUCCCUCGCCACUGGUCCUGCUAGCCAGGGAUGAUGGGAGUUGUAGUCCAACCAAACCUCUUGGGGACCCAAGGUUGAGAAAGGUGGUCGGAUUUACCUCUGAGUAAACAUGCAUCCGAUUCAGGGCUAAGCUGCAGUUCUAGGACCAUAGGAGCCAACUCCGAGGGGGCUGAGGUCCCUUUGCCCCCCAAAUAUUGUGGGGGGACCGGGCCCCCCCGAAAGUAGAUGGGCCUUGCCAUUCAAAUAGUCAAAUGGUGUGCUUGUGCUGCGUCGUGUUCAAGUGGAGCAGGGCUUUUCUGGACUUGGCCCCCCCUCCAAUCUUGUAUCCAAAUUGCCACUCCUGCCUUUGACGUUGGGGACAGGAGAAGCUGUAGUGCUUCCAGACGUUGUUGGACUAAUGGGGGUUGGACUAGAUGACCCUAGGGAUACCUUCCAACACUAUGAUUCUUUGGUUCUGCAGGUACACAUGCUCCCCAUACCUGCUACUGCCAUUCAGUAGGAAUUUAUGUAAUUUGUGUAAACAUGGGAUAGGCUCGUGUGUUUACUUUUUCUCUCUGGUUGUGCGUUCAGUACUUUGUCUUGGCAGUACUUUGCUUCCCAUAAAUAUUCCAGUUGUGUGCAAAUGUCAAUCAACCCUUGGCCUGUGAUCCGGUAACUAGAAUAUGGGAGACUAAAUAGCUUCAUGGUGGUGCUGUGGUCUAAACCACAGAGCCUAGGGCUUGCCAAUCAGAAGGUCGGUGGUUUGAAUCCCCGUGAUGGGGUGAGCUCCCGUUGCUUGUUCCCUGCUCCUGCCAACCUAGCAGUUCAAAAGCACGUCAAAGUGCAAGUAGAUAAAUAGGUACUGCUCCAGCGGGGAGGUGAACGGCGUUUCCGUGAGCUGCUCUGGUUCGCCAGAAGCGGCUUAGUCAUGCUGGCCACAUGACCCGGAAGCUGUACGCCGGCUCCCUCGGCCAAUAAAGCGAAAUGAGAGCCGCAACCCCAGAGUCGGUCACAACUGGACCUAAUGGUUAGGGGUCCCUUUACCUUUAUGUACAUGUUUGUGUGAGGCACCCUGUGAUCUCCCAUCCACACUACUGAUCAGAAGCUCUGUUAACCGCAAGCCUGAACGGCUGGUAUCCCCUCAAAGUCUCUCCCAAAGUUUUGUGCUGGUUUGUAACUUUGAGAUUCAGUUCUGCAUCAUCAGGUGCUUCAAAACAAUUCUCAGGGCACAGUGAUCUUGAUCUAAGAUAUAUGUGUCAGCUUGCAUUUCUUAGUACAGAAAGUAUUGAUCUGAUGUGUAGAGAUCUUUCCUAUUCUAAUUAAUUCAAGAGGCUUCUGGAGAAGCUUCUCUGCAUGAAAGAAGCAAGCAGAAGGUUCAUGAUGUUUGAGUACAGCUGGUUUAAACUGGUUCUCUUCUUACCUUUUCUGUCAAGGUCAUGCUGGCUAUAAAAAUAGGGCCAGAAGGAGCUUCGGUUUCACUUUCUAUCUCUCUUCCUUCUGCUGAGGUGUUCCGUACAUAGUAUGCUUAGUGUUAAAGUUUAGACUUAUUAUAAGUUAUUGUAAGCUUAAGUCUGCUGCAACUGGAUUUCUUACGGACAGUGCCAAUCCUGAAUGUAUUGGAUUGUGACCAUUAUGCUCAUUUGCCUUCAGUAGCAGUAAAGCUCUGCUGGAUGAGAUACAAUUGCCUCUGGUCUAUUUUGGGAUUAAUCCUGCAACGUGUUUAAGUUUUCCUUUGCUAACUAUACAUUGGAAUCUACUCUGGAUCAAUAUUGGGUAGAAUCCCAUGACGAUAUGAACUUGUGCCCGAGAAGGGUUGGCUGAUGUUACGGAAGACUUAGAGCAGUGGUUCCCAAACGGUUUGGUAUGGUGAGCCACAAAUCCAAAUUUACCAAAUAUGCAUCCAUUUAUUGUCAUUUGAAGUUAGACCUUAGGUCAGGGGUCAGCAAACUUUUUCAGCAGGUCCACUGUCCCUCAGACCUUGUGGGGGGCAGGACUAUAUUCUGAAAAAGAAAAAGAAAAGAAAGAACAAAUUCCUAUGCCCCACAAAUGACCCAGAGAUGCAUUUUAAAUAAAAGCACACGUUCUACUCAUGUAAAAACACGCUGAUUCCCGGACCACCCACAAGCUGGAUUGAGAAGGCAAUUGGGCCGGAUCCAGCCCCCGGGCCUUACUUUGCCUACCCAUGCCUUAGGGCUUUGGCAGUUGAUGGGUUCAUGCAUUUUAACUGCAAGCUUGCCUGUUUUUAAGCAGCACGUGUGGCACCAAAGCAAAAAAAUUAUUUAAUGGCCCUAUUAAUGUGGAAUUUGUCGAAAUAUUUACAGUACUUCCAAAGUCAUUUACACUUUAGUUUGUGCGGUGGGUGCUGUGUUUAGGGAUACCUAUCAGCCAAGGAGAGCAAUUUAAAAAGUAACAAAAACGAAAUCAGUAAGAUGAGAUCCAAAUAUUGUAAUCUGUUCAACUGCUGUUUCCAGUCAUGUUGCAGUACUUUCUCCUAAGCCCAGAUAUGCAGAAGCUGAAUGUUAUUCCACAGUAGCAAGAGCAAUGCAUCUUCUCAUCUUCAGAAACACUCUCCACACACAGAUCUUAUGGCCCCAGGGACCUUAAGAUUGUAGCCUGACUAGUGUAGCAUGAUUUCAAGUUAUGACACCAGUUCCCGGUUUACUUCCAGCCUUAUUGUGGGGCUGCAGGCCAGGCAGUUGCACCAAUGCAAUUUUUCUUUUUUCUUUUUUUAUAAGAUAUUUAUUAAAGUUUCAACAUAAUACAAAAAUAAGCGAAAAAAGAAAGAAAAAAAAGAGGGAAAAAAGUACAAAAUAAAAACAGUUAAAAAACAGAUUAGUCUUUCCGUAUCUUAACUUUCAUUUGCUUGUUUCCCCGACCUCUUCACACCUCCCUUUUUUGUAUUCCAGUUCAAAUUAGUUAAUUCAGCAAAUCCUUUCCCUCUUUGAUUCUAUCUUAAUCUUUUAUCUUAAUAUAUUGUAACUUUAGAUUAUCACCUGUUAACAAUCCACUUUUACAUAUUCCUUUAUAACAUUGCUGCUAAAAACCAUUUAACUUCAAUCCAACAUCAUUCUAACAUUCAUUAAUUUUACAGUAUUUCUGUAGAUAGUCUUUAAAUUUCUUCCAAUCUUCUUCCACCAACUCUUCUCCCUGGUCUCGGAUUCUGCCUGUCAUUUCCGCCAGUUCCAUAUAGUCCAUCACCUUCAUCUGCCAUUCUUCCAGAGUGGGUAAAUCUUGUGUCUUCCAGUAGUUUGCAAUAAGAAUUCUUGCUGCUGUUGUAGCAUACAUAAAGAAAGUUCUGUCCUUCUUUGGCACCAAUUGGCCGACUAUGCCCAGGAGAAAGGCCUCUGGUUUCUUCAGGAAGGUAUAUUUAAAUACCUUUUUCAUUUCAUUAUAGAUCAUCUCCCAGAAAGCCUUAAUCCUUGGGCACGUCCACCAAAGGUGAAAGAAUGUACCUUCAGCACCAAUGCAGUUUUUCAUGGGCUGCAUGCCUGCAGCCUAACACAGUAAAGCACAUUCGUCUAUUUUUUGCUGGGAGGGGGAAAGGGGAAAAAACUGGAAUCAUAUGAUUCUGGUCACCUGUUGAGGAUUGGACAGGAAGACUCACAAUAGCUUCUCUGUUGGAACAGUCUCAGCGGUAAGCAUUUGGGGGUUUAGCAGUGGAUUUUGCAGUGCCAGCAUAUCACACCUAUUAAAAAUACGCUGUCAAUCAAGGUUUGUAGCUGGGAAAACCGAUGUAUACUGCAGAUUACAUAUAGCAGCAGGAAAAUGUCCGAGCGACUUGCAUGCAUCUCCAGACUUUGUGACGCCUUCUUCUUUCUCCGUCUAGAGAAUAACUGUAGGUACUUGGAGACGAUGGACGUCAGCCGUAGUUCAGAACCGGCUUGCUACUGCUACAUUCCGCAUGGAAAGAUACAGCUGAAAAAUAUUUGGUCAACUAUUCAGGUACAGCCCCAGCCCAUGACUCAUUCAUCCCAAGGGAACGUGGUGACUGUUCUUCUCCCUAAAGAAUACAGUUCUCACGAUGGAAGACUAAUGUAUUGGAAGACAACUGCCACAUGUUGGCAUUCGGAAAUGCCAGAAGGGGUGUUGUGUAGGAGAAUUUGGAAGGUGUGACGUGCUUUCCUUUCUAUUGUGGGUAGGGACUUUUGUGACAUAUCAACACCUUUCUUUUGAGUGGGCCUCUUUGCAAGACAAGUGCAGGAACAAAUGUAAAAAUCAGUGACAGCAUAUGGUAUCAUAAAUAUUUCUCAGUAACGAGUGUCUUUCUCUAACAGCAAAACAAUAUAUUGAGAGGAAAGGUGGCAGCAAGAAUCUUAGUUUUCUAUCCCAACCAAAGUGGACUGGCAGACAAAAUUACUAGAAUUUACAGAAUUAGCAAAGAUAACGGGAAGAAUUAGAGAUAAUACAGACCAAACGUUUAUUAGAGAGUGGGAUAUUCACAGAAAACAUCUUAAAGAGCAUUGUAAAAAUGUGAAUUCUCUGGCAGGCUUGAAAGGACCCCUGUAGAAAUAUAGGAAAUCUUAUAGAAUUAAUGAUACGGGAUAAGACUGGAGUGAUAACGAAAAGUGUGUUACAUAAAAGUAACCCAGGACCCUCGAUGGUGUGGUGGAAGUCAUAAUAGAAGUUGUGUUGUAAGAAAUCCACUUACUUUUUGGAAUUUGUAUUACCUUUUGGUUUUUCGUUAGUUGACUGUUUUUUCUUUUUAAAAAAAACACUAAUAAAGCAAUUAAAAAAAGAGAGGAAAGGCAAAGCUAAAUCUGCUUCUGGGAGUCUGUUGCAGGUCAGCAAGCAGAAAUUUUGGACAAUGGGAUUUAGGGCGUUGUGUUUAAUGGGACUUAACUUCCCAGUAUGUAUGUUCUGGUACGCGUCUUAAGGCUGAAAUCCCAAGUUAUUUCCUGGGAGUCCCAUUGCACUCAAUAGAACUUACAUCAGACUAGAUAUGUACAGGACUGCACGGCAUGUAGACAUGCAAGUCUAGGUUGAUUUUGUACUCAGAAUCUUAGGAAUUUUAGUUUUGGGGAGGGAGAUCUGCCCCAUGCUGCAGAUCUAAAGUUCCGAAGCUCCUCUGGAGAGACAGAAUAACUGAUGAAUCAGGUUGUUGGAUAGAUCUGUCCCUCUGGGCUCAAUCAGAGUACCUUCAACACAUAGACUUUCUGAAAAGAGCGGGAACAUGGAAUAAGUAUCUCCCACUUCUGGGUAAUAUAGCAAUGUGGCUCUCCAGAUAUUGUUGGAUUCCAACUCCCAUGAGCCUCUGGCAGGAUGGCCAGCAAUCAGGCAUGAUGGGAACUAGACUAGCAACAAGCGAAGGGUCGCAGCCUGCCUAUCCCUGCUGAAAAGGCGAUAACUCUCUACCUCCAAGGUAUUUUGAUCAAAGGUUCUCUUCUUCAGCUCUGCUAUUUGCGUUAAGAGAGAAUGGAUGAAACAGAAGGCUGAUAAGAGUGUGGCUUAGCAUAUUUUAGCUUGGAAAUCAAGCCAGCUUAUCCUGGACCCUCACAGAAGCCUUAUUGAGGCAUGCCGCUUGUACGUAGAUCCUACACGUGAGCAAGGAGAAAGAAGCACCUUAAGUUGCUCCCCCUUUAUUGCUAUUCUCCUCCUGCUCCACAACUUGGAAGCUGACGUCGGGGCCUCCACAACUUGUGGGGCAGAGACUCCGUGCUUCAGAUUUCCCCCUCCAACCCCUGGAGGCUGUUGGAAACAGUGGCAGGGGAGAGUGCUGUUGUGCUCAGGUCUGCCUUGUGGCCGUGGGGCUUCCCAGAGGCUUCUUCUUUCUUCUUUGGCGAUCACUCGUAGCCGAGUAAGAUUGUCUUCCAUGAACACGGUUUUAACAGUGAGACCAUAAGUGACUGUGGAGGCCAGUUCUGGACCCACACAUCCUUCCACAGUGGGGACGUUGGUUUCCAAGCGGGAGUUGAUCAUGGUGUGGAUUUGCCAAGCGUGCCUUCCUCUUAACACCUUUCUCCCUUUCGUCCCGAGUUUGACCUUCUUCAAAGCCCACGACACCUUUGGUAAAGGCUGUUCUCCAACUGGAGCGCUCGCAGGCCAGUGUUUCCCAGUUGUCGGUGUUUAUACGACAUUUUUAAAGAUUUGCCUUGAGAGAGUCUUUAAACCUCUUUUGUUGACCACCAGCAUUACACUUUCCAUUUUUAAGUUCAGCCAUGCGGUUGGCCGCUGUGAGAACAGGACGCUGUUCUCAAUAGGCCACUGGCGAGAUCCAGCAGGGCUCUUGUUUCUCAUUUGUGUUCUGCUUCUCUCUUAUUUUGCACCCUCCAGCUCGUGGAGGGUGAUGGAGAUAGCAGCACAGGGGGAAAUGGGGUUUAGGACAUUCAUCCGCAUUCACUCUGCUCCUAUGCAAUCAGAUCUAUGAUUGUCUACCUAUCUAUCUAUCUACAACUCCCAUCAUCCCAUGUCAUUUGCUGCCCUGGCAGGGAAUGAUGGGAGUUGGAGUACCAACAACAUCUGGAAGGCCGCAAAUUCCCGUCCCUGCUAUAGGCAAAAUCAAAUUGGAAAAGCUAUCGCAGAGUUUCCCAAACUUGGGUCUCCAUCUGUUUUUUCGGACUACAACUCCCAUAAUCCCUGACCACUGGUCCUGCCAGCUAGGGGCGUCGGGAGUUGUAGUCCAAAAAACAGAUGGAGACCCAAGUUUGGGAAACCCUGAGUUAUGUGAUUGUUGUUCAUCCCUGCUCUGUUAUUUCCUCCUGUCCUAAGCCGAGAGGAAUAAUUCAGGUAUCUUCUUCAUAGGUGAAGAUAAGCAGCUCCGAAACAUUUGAGGUGAUGUCCAUCCCAGAGGAACGGAAUUGCCAAAGCUCUGAAAACCUUGCCUUUUUCAAGUGCCUAUUUAACAAUAUUUGGCAUUUGGGCGUGUCUAAUGAAACCACAAUAUCAGCGAGCCUGUAUGGAGAGAAAACCUGUUUCUGGGUGCAGCCUAUGAACAAAGCACCCUUCACUGUACACACAAAACUAAACAGUGAGUCACUUUAUUUAAUCUGUUUGUAAAGUGCACUUGUGUUAUUGGAAGGAUGCACAACAAGGAAGCGACUAGCUUAAAAAUGAAGCAAUGUGGACUUUCCUCCAUUUUUUCCAUUCUGUUCUAUUUUAGUGUUGGAUCGGACACUCUUUCUGCUGUUUCUCACUGGCAUCCUUCUCUUUCAUUUUGCGCAUAAUCUGAGCAGGUGAGAUUCAGCUCUGUUUCACUGGGUGUAUCCCUUAUGACUUUAACUUGCUGUUCACGAAAAAAGUGGUGUGAUCCAUUGGCUGGAAGAAAAGCACUUGGGUUGCAGUGUGGAAGAGGCUUUGGAGACAUAAACCCUUGUUAGUGGCACAGGGAAAGGUUGAGGUCUUCUCUCCCAUGCACCACUUUUGCUCUGAAAAACCAACCACUCGUCUCUCCCUGUAUAUAUAUGAUCAGGGGAGAGCUGUGCCUUAAAUAUGUUGGCUUCUACUGCACAGAGUCUGAUCCAGAGUUGCAGGAAAUCUGUUUGCACAGAGCUUCCCCUUUCCGUCGCACACAAUUUGAUCUAAGAAACAUAUCGUAGCCGUGGCAGUUUUUGAAACCUUUUUGCAAACAGUGUACCUGCUGGAGAGAGACAGCUAGACAGCUCAUCCAUUGAGGAAGAGAGACAAAAAAAAUAGCUAGCCUCGCUCUUUGGCUUUCUAGCCUUCCCAUGUUGAGCAGGGAAAGUCUGAAGGGGGAGCGUUAUACCUGUUUGCUUGAACACAGGGAGAAGGCUCCGUACGAUUGAGAUCCUUGCAUGGGAUGGUUGGAAAUGGAGAGGGUGGGACUGGUGGAUUGGAGUCAGCCAGUCACCCCACGCCUCUAACUUAUGUAAAUAUUUCCCGAGCGGAGCUUAGGAGGAGGAAAAAAAUGGGGGUUGUGAGCUGAGACUAUGCAGGGACCCAAAGAGAGAGAGAGAGAGAGAUUGAGGAUGCUCCCUAUGGUAUAUUUAGGGAAAGUCAAAUAAUGUGCUAUGUAUAAGUAUCCUUGCCCAUAGGUCUCUAAAGUUUUAGUAAAAUUGUGUGUUUUUUCAUUUCUGUGUGUCUGAAACCACCUGCCUGUCCACAAAAGUUCUAACAGCACCCCUCUGCUCUCAAAACAGGAGUAUCACAUUCUAUUAUUCUGCUGGAGUCACAUUCGGUGUCCUUGCCACUCUAGUCUUUCUCCUUUUGAUGCUUAAAAGAUUUAUUCCCAAGGUGAGUGUACCGCUGAUAACAUAAAACAGGCUAGAUAAGUAUAUCGAUGCUAAACUUUGCUUUUCAAUUUCAAUUUGCUUUUCAUCCAUUCCCGGGCUUCCGAAAGAAAUGAUGUUAUCGAUGUAGGAUUCUUUUUAACAGCAACACGUCUCAGCCAAAUUUCUGACAUUAUUUGUGCAAUUAAUUAUUCUGUCCUUUCAAGAAGCUCCUCUGAAAUGAUGGUUCUUUCCUUCGUUCCAACCUCUUCUUGGAGGAACCUGUAGCCCUGCAGACAUUGGUGGACUUCAACUCUCAUCAGCCCUGCCAAGAUAGCAAGUCACAGAAUCAUAGAAUUGUAGAGUUGGAAGAGCUUGAACCUGCAACCUUGGCAUUAUCAGCGCCAUGCUCUAACCAACCGAGCUAAUCAACGAUCAGAAAUGAUGGAAGUUGUAGUCCUUCAAUGACUGGACGGCUUGGCUUAGUGGACAAGUCUAAGGCAGGAGCAAGUGGUAAAUGAAGCCUUUGUAUAAUUCUUGACAUAGUUUUGUUUUUCAUCAUGGGACAAACAAUUCUGCAAACAAUAGCCUGGUCGCUCUAGCCUGGAAUCCCAGGGUGUGCUUUGCCCCUGAACCCCAAAUCCCUGGCUUCAUCUACUCCAUGGGUAGGCAAACUAAGGCCCAGGGGCCGGAUCUGGCCCAAUGGCCUUCUAAAUCCAGCCUGCGGACGGUCCGGGAAUCAGCGUGUCCUUUUAUUUAAAAUGCAUCUCUGGGUUAUUUGUGGGGCCUGCCUGGUGUUUUCACAAGAGUAGAAUGCGUGCUUUUAUUUAAAAUGCAUCUCUGGGUUAUUUGUGGGGCAUAGGAAUUCAUUCAUUUCUCCCCCCCCCCCCAAACAAAAAUACAGUUUGGCCCCCCACAAGGUCUGAGGGACAAUGGACCGGCCCCUUGCUGAGAAAGUUUGCUGACCCCUGGUCUACUCCAUCCUUCAACUUCCUGCGUGGAGUAGGAAAUUCUCUUACAAUGCCCCUUCAAAGCUUCCCACUCAGGGUGGAUGCUCAGAGCAGGUUCUGUGCGUGUGGCUUCACCUCCCCCUUCAUGCAACUCCCAGCAGCCCACAACCAGCAUGGCCGAUGGGGCAGAGAUGAUGGGAAGUUGCAAUCCAGUAGCUUCAUCCUGGUAUUAGAUUGGGGAAUAAUAUUAGCAAACUGCCAGCAUAUUUUACGUGUGACUUAAAGGGAAACGGCAGCAGGAAGUUUGCGUUGCGUAAGAGACCUUAGAGGAGUGUUGAGAAAUUAUAGGGGUGUUGAGUGGGUUUGUAAAAGAGUCUUCGUCCCUUUCCUACUUUAUAGGCUCAGCCUGGUACCUGGAUGUAGUUAACACACCAGUAAGAAUUAAAAGUACAGUCGUGCCUUGGAAGUCGAACAGAAUCCGUUCCAGAAGUCCGUUUGACUUCCAAAACGUCCGGAAACCAAAGCGGGCUUCUGAUUGGCUGCAGGAAACUCCUGCAGCCAAUCGGAAGCUGCGGAAGCCCCAGCGGACGUUUGGCUUCCGAAAGAAUGUUGAAAAACCAGAACAGUCACUUCCGGGUUUGCGGCUUUCGGGAGCCAAUUUUUUUGACAACUAAGCUGUCUGAAAACCCAGGUACAUGAGACGGCGUCUUGAUCUGAUUGAGAAUGCAGCCUAUUUAUCCGCUUUAGGCAAAGCUGUGCCUUUUGCAUCCGGUUUCUCCACAUUCCAGACUGAUGUGACCCCCCCCCCGCUCGCCCCCCGAUUAUGUUAAUGUGUUGACAUGGGUGCUGACAUGAUUGUGACAGCUCUGUCGCACAUUCACACAGCCUUUAGGAAAUGUGAUAAGACGUCCCUGUUCACUUGACUUCUGAUUUACGAGACGGUUGUUUGAAAUGUACUGUUGGACUAAUGGCCUGUCUUUUGUGUCAGAUUUUUAUUUGGGGGCAGGUAAGAUUGUCGUAUCUAGCAAACAGUGGGCCCCAUGCACAUGAACCUAUAUGUACACUAGUAGCCAAAAUUGUGGAAGUAUAUUUCUGAGGUUUGAUGGUUCAUAACACCACUUUUUAGGGGGGGAGUAAUACCAUAACAUUAUAUAUCAAUGGAAAUAUAAUUUAAUGAAGAAUGUAAUGCAACAAGGUUUGUUCAAUUAUCUGUAUUCUAUCAAAUGUUAUAGCCAAAUAACCAUGAAAAGGAGUGUUUAGAGAGUCAAUCAGGUGCCAUCUUGUUUUGGCAAUGAUGGCUCAUAACACCACUUUUUGGGGGGAGUAAUACCAUAAAAUUAUUUAUCAAUGGAAAGAUAAUUUAAUGAAGAAUUAUAUAUCUUUCCAUUGAUAUAUAAUUUUAUGGUAUUACUCCCCAAAAAAGUGGUGUUAUGAGCCAUCAAAGCUCGGAAAUACACUUUCUCCAAAAGGUUUUGACAAUUUUGGCCACUAGUUUAUGUACAAACAAAUUGCCAUUUUUGUUCAUCUGCCUCCCUUUUUAUCUUCUCUCACCAUCGUUAGGUAAGCACUUUCUGGAUUUUAAUGAGUGGCUGCUGGAUCUCUUCCCUCUAUUUUCUUUACACGUGGAAAGAGGAUUUGAAAUGGCUGUGGCAUCACUGCACACACUAUGUACUAGGUAAGAGAAUGUAUAGAAACAGAAAACUGAAAGUGAACAUUAGGCUGUGUCACACAGAAGGCAUUGUCAUUCAUAAAACAGAAGAUUUCUAAAAUGGCACUUCCCCCUCUAAGGUUUUAAAGUUGCAGCCGCUGGCUUUGUUCACAAGUGAAUUUCGCAAUUAUCUAAGAAACGUAAGAGAAGUUCUCCUGGCUUGGACGCAAGCCAGGUUUGCUCACGGGAAUAAGACGGUUUGAGCCUACUAGAGCAAUCCUGGUCCAACUGCACUGGCUUCCAAUUAGUUUCCGGGCCCAAUUCAAAGUGCUGGUUUUGACCUAUAAAGCCUUAAAUGGCUCAGGACCACAAUACCUCAAGGACCGCCUCUUCCCAUAUGAACCUACGCGGACCCUGAGAUCAUCUUCUGAGCCCCUUCUUCAUGUGCCUCCUCCUCAAGAGGUUUGGAGAGUGGCAAGACGAGAACGGGGCCUUCUCUGCAGUGGCUCCGUGUCUGUGAAAUGCUCUCCCCAGGGAAGUUCACCUGGUGCCUUCAUUAUGAACCAUUAGGCGUCACUUUUUAACCAGGCGUUUGGUUGAUCUGUUUGACAUCCUAUACCCUUUAAAAUGUGGCUCUUUUCUGAGGGGGCGGGGUGCUAUUGGGUUGUUGUUUUUAUUCUGAUUAUAUAUGUUGUGAUCUUUUUUGUGAACUGCCCUGAGGCCUCCAGGUAUAUUAUUAUUAAUAAUAAUAGUAACAACAACAAGAAGAAGUUGUUCAGCAUCAGGUUUUCACAAUGGCCAAACAGAGAUCUAUGGGAAGGCUGUAAGCAGGACAUGAGCACGACUGUACAGUGGUACCUCGGGUUACAGACUCCGCUAACCCAGAAAUAGUACCUCGGGUUAAGAACUUUGCUUCAGGAUGAGAACAGAAAUCGUGUGGUGGCAGCAGGAGACCCCAUUAGCUAAAGUGGUGCUUCAGGUUAAGAACAGUUUCAGGUUAAGAACAGACCUCCGGAACGAAUUAAGUACUUAACCCGAGGUACCACUGUUCUCUCCCCUAGCUUAGCACUACAUCUAAACUGCGGGUCAUUGUUUUGUUUCACUCCAAACCACGACCUGUAACCAAGGUUUGCACUUGUCUUACUGAUUGUGGUUUGUUUGGAUGUAACCCUAACCCAGCGAUCGUGGUUUGUUUCUCCCUGGCAACAGCAGGAAAGAGCAAAGGGGGUGAGACCAAUAGAGUCAGAGUAAACCAUUGCCCACGGUUUACCGUGACGAGCAGGGUGCCUGAUAAACAAUGGCCAUUGUUGUGGGACCUUGCAAUUAGGCUGAAAUCCUGUGUACACUUACAUUGGGGGUAAGCUCCGCUGAAGGCAGUAGGGACUUGCUUCCAGUAAACAGGGAAGGAAUCGGGCUUCGUAAUUGAGCUCACUUCAGUUUCUUUUUAAAGUUUUGUCCAAAUGAGAUUCUAAAAUUUUCCCUUAGGUUUUUUUUUGAAAUGAAUGUGCACCUCAGCUUUUUUAUCCACAUAAAGAGGUUACACCAGAAACCGAAUGUGUGAACUUGCCCACAAGGGUCUCUUUAUUCUACGAGGUGGAAAGCAGACUUUGCAAAUACAGUGGUACCUCAAGUUACAUACGCUUCAGCUUACAUACGUGUCAGGGAACUGGAGACAGAGAAGGGGGAGGGAAUGGGAGCUUACCGGGAGAAGGUUCCUUUAAUAAGCAGCUGUUCGUCUUUGGAUGAGAGAGAAGACGAAGUGGGGUCAGAGGGGAGUGACUCUGAGAGGGAGGAGGUACUUCUUGGACCAAGCACCUCUCAUCAGAGAGGAAGAAGGAGGGCUGGGCUUAGACAUUGGUUAUGCUGGCCCAAAAGCGGAAAGAAGCCAGUCGGGACAACUAACCGACCAUGAUGAAGUCGCACUUUUGAACUGCUUGUAUAUAGCUUCAAAGAGGCAAUAAAUCUUGUAAAUAUGGUUGGAUUCCCGGACUCUUAUCUUCAUUAAACACUCACAACUCACUGCCUGACAAUACGCUUCAGGUUACAGUCUCCGCUAACCCAGAAAUAGUGUUUAAGGUUAAGAACUUUGCUUCAGGAUGAGAACAGAAAUCGUGCUCUGGCGGCAGCGGGAGGCCCCAUUAGCUAAAGUGGUGCUUCAGGUUGAGAACAGUUUCAGGUUAAGAAUGGACCCUCAGAACGAAUUAAGUACUUAACCCGAGGUACCACUGUAAAUUUAUCAGCUUGCCUGCCUUUCGUACGGUCAUGUGCGACAUUGCAGCACCAUGGAAGCUCCCUUCCAGUUGAAGUGAUUUCGCCCGGUCUCCUAGAACUGAUUCUUACCACAAAUAAUAGGGCAAGGGGCAAUUUACUAGCUUGAAAUAAGCUAAGAUAGUAGAGUUCCUUCCUUGUUGAUUUUUGUAUGGUUUUGUCGUUUGCUUUUCCAGGGUAUUGCCUGAUAGUCGGAUCCAUCAGUUUUGGUUUUUGUCACAAGCAUGGGCCGCUCAAGAGUGAACAGAGUAUGAACCUUCUGAUGUGGACACUACAAUUUAUAGGAUUGGUUUUCAUUUAUAUUGGCAUUUCCAUUCCAGUGGUUGCCUAUGCAGUCAUUGUCACCAUGCUGUGUUCAAAAAUCCUGCAUUAUCCUCUUAGAGUAUUCGGCUACAUUGGCAGGUUAGUAUCCUUUUGGGCUGUUAAACCACGGGAUGAACAACCCCCUUUAAUGAACAUGUUUCCUCCCACCGUGUAUGGAAUGCAGGAUCUGCCCACAUCUGUUGGCUUGGAUCAUGUUACUUAAGAAAUAUUAUUUUUAUUGGUUCUGGAGAAAGCAUGGGUUGGAAGGGACUUGGGUGGGAGUUGGCCAUCCUCUAAUAUGGGCCUACAUCUGUUAUAUUCUAUGUAUACCUUGGCAGUACGCUUCUCUUGUCGAUAAUACACAAGAUUGCACAAACAGUGCAUUCUAAAAGCACAAGCGCACCUUUUCCAGCACAUCUUCCCUUUGAUGGCAUCCCUGUUAAGUGCAGCUGCUUUCACGACUCGCACGAAGGGGCUGUUUGUUUUCCACUCUGCCUUUUAAAGAAGGUGCCCAGCAAAGGAUAUCGUGAGUUGUUUAAAGGCAGGUGCUGUUUUAGCACACAUAUAAAAAUAGGAAUAUUGGGCAUGAGCCAGUGAAUAAGCUCCCUUCACAAAAGGACCUUGGCUUCCACAAUGGGGCUUUCCCUCAACCUCUCUGGCCCCUGUGCCUUCCCCAAAUUGGCUCCAGAGAGGGGAAUAAUAAUAAUAAUAAUAAUAAUAAUAAUAAUAAUAAAUUUUAUUUAUACCCCGCCCUCCCCAGCUAAGACCGGGCUCAGGGCGGCUAACAACCAAUAAUAAAAACAAGUUGAUUGAAAUACAACUUUAAAAACAGGAUUAAAAUACAACAUUAAAACAAUUAAAAUAUUAAAGAACAUUAAAGAAGAGGACUUACCCAUUCAGAUGGAACAGCCAACGUAGCACCAUGUUGAAUUCCUCCCCAAAAGUCAAGCAGUAUUUUAAUUUUAAUUAGAUUAGAUUAAAAUAUAAUUGAAAAGUUAAUCGGUGUUUUAAUUUGCAAAUGCAGGGCUAAGGAGAAGGGGAAGCUUGGGAGUUUUUUGCCUUGUAGCAUUUGUUAUUUGAAAACAUUGCUUCCUUCCCUGUUCCCUAGUGUUCUAUAUAUGGUCUGCAGCCUGGUGGGGAGAGCACUGUCUUGUUUAGGAUCAGUUACAUUGCGGCUACAAACAAGUUCUAAUUUCCCAUUGUCACACACUUUUUUUGUAUUUCAAAUCCACGGAGCAGCUUUCGAUCCGCCAGCUGUGGCCUUUUGUUUUCUCCUUUUCAGAAAAGCCAGCCGGCUCUUCACAUCAGGGAAGUUGGAGGUUCAUUACCUGACUGAAGAAGAGUAUCGGGAGCAGGGUGAACAGGAGACCCUCAAGGCCUUGGAGGACCUACGAACCUUCUGCCGUCGCCCCGAUUUCCCCUCUUGGGUAGCAGUGGUGAAGCUGCAGUCGCCGCAAAGGUAGGAACAUUCUUCUUCUUCUUUAGGCCAAUCAAAAUUUCACAGAAUAGCAUGCCAGCUUUUGAGUUCCACAGAACUCUUCAUCAGAGUUCCACGGAACCUUCUGCCGUCGCCCUGAUUUCCCCUCGUGGGUAGCAGUGGUGAAGCUGCAGUCGCCGCAAAGGUAGGAACUUUCUUCUUCUUCUUUAGGCCAAUCAAAAUUUCACAGAAUAGCAUGCCAGCUUUUGAGUUCCACAGAACUCUUCAUCAGAGUUCCACGGAACCUUCUGCCGUCGCCCCGAUUUCCCCUCUUGGGUAGCAGUGGUGAAGCUGCAGUCGCCGCAAAGGUAGGAACAUUCUUCUUCUUCUUUAGGCCAAUCAAAAUUUCACAGAAUAGCAUGCCAGCUUUUGAGUUCCACAAAACUCUUCAUCAGAGUUCCACGGAACCUUCUGCCGUCGCCCUGAUUUCCCCUCGUGGGUAGCAGUGGUGAAGCUGCAGUCGCCGCAAAGGUAGGAACUUUCUUCUUCUUCUUUAGGCCAAUCAAAAUUUCACAGAAUAGCAUGCCAGCUUUUGAGUUCCACAGAACUCUUCAUCAAAGCAGCAGGGGAGGUGUAAGUGUGGAUCUUAGCUGAUGGCAGUGCCACAGGCCUGCAGCUGGUGAGUGUCUUGAGGCAGAAUUUAUUCACAAAGUAGCUUUCUAAAGGAAAAGGGUGGCUUUCCCCCAAAGCGAGUCUGUAUGAGAAGGAAGUUAAGGAAGCAUUCAUUUGCUUUAGGCCAGGGGUGCGGGGAAGCUGUGGCCCUUCGGAUGUUGUUGGACUACAAUUCCCAUCAUCCCUAUUGGCCAUAGGGCUGGGGCUGAUGGAAGAUGGAGUCUAACAGCAUCUGAGGUCAAGGACGCCGGUUCCCCAUCCCUGGUGUAGGCUGAAUCUAGGAGCCACUUACGAAGCUGAGUUGUUGAGUUUUAAUCAAGUUCUAAACUGCACUUCUACAAAAGGAUUGUUAUUAUUAUUUGGGGGGUGGGUUGGGAGAAAGUUUUAUUAACUCUUUUCACAUUGCAAUAAAAAACAAACUGAUAACGCACACAAAAAAGCAAAAGAAUAAAAGAACAGAGAAAAGGUCAUAGAGACUGGUAAGUAGACAGGUAAGUACAGAAUCCUCUCUCACAGAUGUAUCUUUUGUCCCAUACAGAAAAGGGUGCGUCCUGCCAUCAUAACUGGGGGUGUCCCUUUCAUCUCUCAGCCUCUCACCCCUGUUUAGGGAAAUUUUUUAUGCUUGAUUUUUUUAUCGUGUUUUUAAUAUUCUGUUGGGAACUGCCCAGAGUGGCUGGGGAAACCUAGCCAGAUGGGCAGGGUAUAAUUUAUUAAUAAUAAUAAUAAUUUAUUAUUAUUACAGUGGUACCUCUGGAUGUGAACGGGAUACGUUCCAGAGCCCCGUUCAUAUCCUGAAGUGAACGCGACCUGCGUCUGCGCGGGUCGCGAUUUGCCCCUUCCACACAUUAUGUCAUUUUGAGCAUCUGUGCAUGCGCAAGCGGUGAAACCAGGAAGUAACGCGCUCCGUUAUUUCCAGGUCGCCUCGGAGCGUAACCUGAAAACACUCAACCUGAAGCGCAUUUAACCCGAGGUAUGAUUAUAUUAUUAUUACAGUGGUUCCUCGGGUUACAUACGCUUCAGGUUACAGACUCCGCUAACCCAGAAAUAGUACCUUGAGUUAAGAACUUUGCCUCAGGAUGAGAACAGAAAUCGUGCCGCGGCAGCAGGAGGCCCCAUUAGCUAAAGUGGUGCUUCAAGUUAAGAACAGCUUCAGGUUAAGAAUGGACCUCCGGAACGAAUUAAGUACGUAACCAGAGGUACCACUGUAUUAUUAUUAUUACUACUGCUACUGAGAGACUUCCCCUUCACUGCCUCCCACACAGGGACUGUACAUCACCUUCACCCGCGUGCAAUUCUUACCCAAAUUCACUAAGAUAAAAUAAUUAAGAGAAAUAAUAGUAAAAUACUUAGAGAGGAGAAAGUAAGAAUGGUAACAAAACAGAAAGAGAUGGAAAGAAGGUUGAGAGCAACUUCCUACCAUCCAUCUGUUAGUUGUGCCAGCAAGUAUUCCUCAUCAUAGUCCAAGUAUAACGGGCAACCAGCGCUGGCUUAUGCUUGCUUUGCCCAUUUUCCCCCCACUUGAAAUGUGCUCUAAGACACAAACAUGUCUUGAAAGACCUUUGAUGCUAUGGCCUGUUGGCUACGCAAAUAAAGUCCUUGUUGUUGUUGUUGUUGUCUUGAAAGAUGUGGGGGAUAUUGCUGGUGCUAAGAACGCAGUGGGUGUGGUGGACGAGAGUUUCCGAGCGGCACUUUUAUAUAUAGCGCUUUAUGACAUAGCUGUCAACCGUCCCUUAUUUGGCGGGAAACUCCCUUAUCCCAGCGCCGUGUCCCGCUGCUGUCCCCUAUUGAUGAUGUCCCUUAAAUUUCCCGGGUUUCAAAGGAAGCAGCUCCUCUCCUUCCCUCCCUGCUGGCCAGGGAGGCUCCAACUGUGUUGCUUGGCUGCCCGGCCCGCCCCCCUCUGGCCUCCUCUCACCAGCCUCGGCCCCUGGGAGCCCCUCCCCGCCAGGACUGAGGAGCCUUGAGAGGAGAGCGAGGGCAACCAUAGAGAGAGCAGUUCAGAGAGCGGAGGAGGAGGCAGGUGUUCCAAGGGCUAACCAUAGAGGGGGAAAGCGGAGGAAGGACCGCAAGUGCUUCUCCCAUAGAUUUGUAGUGGUAGACUAGCAUAGAUGGUCUGAUCUGCGGGUUUACUUCGGGUGCUAUCCCCCCCCCUUCCUCCUGCCCCGCCUGAUGGAACUGAGAGCUGCAGAUGGAGCACGAGAGAAAAGAUACAGAACUGCAGCAGCAUUUUCGUAGCUUGGACUUCGUUUUGCGCGAAAAGUGGUUGCUGCUUGUAGUUAUUUAAUCGCAGUGUUUCAUCGGGUGGUGUCUUGAGCAGCAACCUCUGGAAACAAAGGGCUAAAAACCGGCGCUGCACUCCCAAAUUAUCUGGUCCCUUUUAACUUCGUAUUUCAGCUGGUUGACUAAAAUCCCUUAUUUUGGCUGCUGGUCCCUUAUUUUCAAAUCUGAAAGUUGACAGCUAUGCUUUAUGAUCUCUCCUGCCCCACCCUAGAUUUGCAAAAUUUGUCCUGGGCCUUCCGCACGUGUCGCCUGAGGAAGUGGCCGCCCACGACGAGCAGUACGGCUUGGGAGGGGCAGCCUUAGAAGAGGAACUUUUUAAUCCAGAGGCCGAGGCCGAGCCAGACCGCCAAACGGAGCCCUGCGAGGUGGAGGAAAACCCCGAGGAACAAAAGCAAAACUUUUUCAGUAAAGAUGUUCUCUGAGUCACACUGUCUGGAGGUAGUGAGGGAAACGCACCGCAGUUUUGCAAGUGGGUGAGAUUUCGCAGAACGGACCUUGGAAGGUUCUGCUUUCUGAACUGCACUGCAGGGGGCAGCCAAGGUUUUCCGAAGGAGUCUCUUCUGCCGCUUCAGAUAUCUUUUUGCAACCUUUUAAGGUGGCAGAGAUUUAUCGGAGAACGCAUGUGCUCCCCAAAAGUACCUGGUUUAACCGGAAGUUCUACAAGACUUUUGUUUUUUAUUCCAAAUCAGAGGCUUGCAGGGAAAUUUCCUCCCUGCUGAUAAAAAAGAAGAGGACCACUUUUAUAUGGUUUGUUUGCCCGAUCGUCAAAAGACUCAACUUCUGGGGUGUUGAGUUCAGAAAACGAGCAAGAAAUUAAAGCCUAAUAAAAAACUAUUUUAUUUUAUUUUCAAAAGGCGAGGGUGAAUCAAAGUUGUCAGUCUUUGGUUUUAACAUGGUGCUGAUGUUUCAGAGGGAGUUGUAGCUCUGCUGCAAUUAUCCUCUUCCCCAUUUGCAUAUCCUGGUUUGGAAUAAGUAUGUAUCCUGUGGUAGAGGGAGGCAGCAUUUUCCACUACCGCAUGGUGUGUGUGGAAGUCCACAGCAUCUUACGGGCCCCACAUCCAUUCAACUGUGGGUACAAGGCUUGCCUCCCCAACUCUCUGCUGAAUGUCUGGAUGUCUAGGGCAGCCCUGGGCAGGCCAGCAAGUGGGGUCUUGUUCUUCCUUCCAAACAUAGACCGUGGGGACUCUUAGGGACACAAUCCCUACCAGAGAAGAAUGGCAAACCAAGCCGACGGACUAUGCUGAAGUGGCAAAGUUGACUGGAAAACUCAGGAACCAAGAGGACAAGAACUUUAUAAUAAAGAAUGCGGAAAAUUCACAACUUAUUUGAGAGACCACGGUAAGCAGAUGGAAACAUUGGCAGGAUUUGGAUUUCACUUGUAGUAUAACAAUUGUCAUGGAAAAUAAGGAAUGAUGUGAUAGUUAAAGAGUCUGGAGAAGAUGCAGUUUUAAACGAUUAAAAGGGGACUCCAGGGAAGGGGUGGAGGCAAGUUCUGAGAUUCAGAGGAAUCUCUAUAUAUGGAUAUGUAUUUGAUUAUUUUUUUUGUAAUUUUGUAUUGUAAAAACCAAAUAAAAACGAUUCAAAGAAAAAAUAUACACUGUGGCGUACAAGCGCACAGCUUGGUCUCUGCUUUAUCACAAGUGGUGUUGAAUGUUUUAUUUUAAAUAAAACAAGCCUGUCUGUAUAUCACAUGCAUGAUGUGUUUUAAAUUCUCUUAAUGUACUUUUAAUCUUUUGCUGGAAGCCGCCCAGAGUGGCUGGGGAAACCCAGCCAGAUAGGCGGGAUAAAAAUAAUAAAUUUAUUAUUAUUAUUAUUAU
Messenger RNA from Podarcis lilfordi (Lilford's wall lizard), 85108 nucleotides. Lineage: Eukaryota; Metazoa; Chordata; Lepidosauria; Squamata; Lacertidae. The record is from the annotation of a GenBank genome assembly.